AUGGCGUUCGAGAUGCUGGUAACGAGCCAUCUAGGUAGGGGUUGUUGUAUGCUAUCGAACGCGUUUUUGUUUACCGUCAGGGACCGCAGUAGGUCGUUCACGGGUCUAUCGUAAUAAGCGUUCGGAGGCUGCGGUCGGGCUCGGGCGAUCGGUCGGCCGUAAUAACAGCGAACCGUCCGCGGGUCGUUAUUUCGGGGGAAAGUACAUCGGCGACAGAAAAUGAUAAUAAGCUCCGCGCGGUCGCCGUGUACCAAUGUAUCGGCGCCGGUAGAAUAAAAGAUGUUUCAUCCCCGGGCUCGUUUCCCAUCGGGGUAGUACGGACCUCGCGAUAGCGACCGGGUUUUGUUUCGCGUGCAAAACGACGGCACGUGUGCGUGCGAGGAGCGUCGUGACGGCGGCGUUGACGUUAUCACUCGCGAGGUCUUUGGCGGCGGCGGCGGCGGCGGCCAAAAACGCCGUGUACAGUGUAGUUGGCGGACGCUCCGUCAAGAAAACCGGGGGCGUUUUCGGCCGGGGCGCGACAGACGGCGGUACAGCUGAUCGUCCUCCCCUGCAGGCUGGCCGUGCGGUCGAAGCGGGGCGGUACCGGAAUCGUAUAUAAAUUCCCGUGCGACCGCUCCGAUUGUUCCAGUGCGCGCGUGUGUCCGGUCGCCGUGUCGCCUUUAAUUCUCUCCGUGCCGCCGCAGCAGCCGCAACACGCGUUCCCGACGACGGCCACGACCACGACCACAACUGCAAACGAAACUUCCGGUUAGUCCAUAUUAUACUGCUAUGCGUAAUACAAUAAUACAAUAAUAUAAUGAUAUUAUGCGCGCGUAAAACGUGUUUCGUUAUUUUUGCGCGUUUACUGCGUCGCGUAUUAAACCCGGAAUAUUACAAUAAUUAUUGUACCGCGAUAUUACAAUAUCUUGCGUUAAAAUUACACGACAUUUCCGGCGUGCUUUUGCCCGUAUAGGGACGGUCGGCGCACCCAUCACAAAGCAAUAAACGAGUUUUCCGUUGCCGGAGAACGUGGUUAUUUUAUUUUUUACGAUAAUUUCGGUUCGUUUAACCGUUCGAUAAAAAUGUGUUUUACCGAGCGAACGGCCAUUUUGAUAAUUUGAACGUAAUCCAACUAUAUAAUACAAAAAUUACCAUAAUAAUAUUUCGGAGCGGACGAGUUUCCUAUAAUCAUCCGAUAAUUACUGUUUUGUCAAUCGUAUUGUCCUGAUAUUUCAAUCGUUUUGGCGAAAAGUGUUUCACUUUUCAGAACCUGCAACGUUAUGACGUUUCCGUCCGCUCGAGGUUCAUUGGAUAUUUUAUUAUUAUGUUCCGUGGUUUUUAUUCUGCGGGAUCGUCACACCAGAAACGUUUCCAGGGCGUGGCCCUAGGAUUCCUCGUCCCCUAACCUCGCAUUUUUUUGUUUAAAAAUAUAUAUAUAUAUAUAUUCUAUGGACAAUUACAGACACGUACAAGUGUAUAGUUAAAGAUAUCUACUAUCUAUUACUACUUUAUUAUAUUAAUAGUAUUAAGUAUUAUUAAGCUAUAAAAUAGAAAAUUGUUUUUUGUUAUACAGUUUUCUAAAAAGAAAUAUGACUUUAUUCUCCCUCCCAAACAAGUCUCUGCAGGCGACGCCCCUGGUCACACCCAAAGUGAAUAGGAGCACACUAGAGUGUACAUUAUACCGUAUGAUGUUAUAAUUAUUUAUUUUUAUCGCUACACGCAUAGAUGGGCGCCCAUUGCUGUAGGGGUGAAGAGAGCGGGACAUGUCCUCCCAUGAAGAAUAUUGAACCUAAAAAAAUCGUGAUUUUCUCGUGUCUCCUGACGCAUACAGUAGCCCGGGUAGUUAUCGAUUCACCCUCUCGUAACGGAGCUACCCAGUCAUGAUUCAUAACUCUAUAACAUUUUUAAAAGUCUUGUGUUUUUAUUUCCUUUACAUGUUUAUGAGAUGUGGAAGAACAGUAACGGGACACUUUUUUAUUUGUUUACGACGAUUUCGUCUGUUCUUUUUUCUACUUCAAAGUAAUUAUAGCGCCCAUAGCGUCUAUGAGCGUGGGCGUCUUUGUUCCAGUCUUCGUACACGUUUAGCUCCCGCAUUACGUUUAUUCGGAUGUUAUCGACUUUAUUUCGAGAAGACGGUUUCGACCAUUACAACCAAACAAAAAAAAAACAAACAAAUAAUCACCGAUCUUAUCGCGCAGCAGUAUUUGAAUUGUGUGCGAAUUCAACGAUGUCGGUCCCGUUACUUUUCUACCCGCGUCUAAAAAUUACCUCGCACGUGCAUUUGCGACUGAUCGGCCGUAAAUCAUUUGCGUAUCAUGCAAACCUGUGCCAAAAUAUUGUACAUCGUUUGCGCAUCAACGGCUGAAACUAAAAAACCGCUGAAACGCACUAAAAAUAAUAUUGUAAAGCAAUAUUUGAUAUAUUGUAAUGUCCCAUUAUUUUCACGAAAUGAAACCUAACUGGGUUACCUACACAAUAUUAUUACGGUAGAUAAUAUACAUAUAUAUAUAUUUUAAAACAGAAAUUACUACACAAUAUUUGAAAAUUGAAUAGCAAAUUUAGAGAUGUGUGAAUUUUAAGCUUGGAAAACAACAUAAGUUUUUGGGUAAAUACACCUUUUUUCAGUUUUAUUGUUAAAUAAUAUUGAUGUAUGACUUUUUCACCGGUCGAUGCGCGAACGAUUUUUAACACAAAAAUCGAAAGAUGCGCAACCGUCUUAUAGAAAAAGUCAAAAUUGACAAUAGUGACGCGCAAACGAAGACCGUCCCAACCGAUCACCGGUCCGCACCGGUGUGGUAUUCCGGUGCGGUCGGUCGAAACUACAACACGACCUAUUCAAAUUAAACCGCGAAAGGGACGGGGACAAAACAUUUACACACAAUAUAUAUAUAUACACUGCUAUAGCUGUUUUAAAAGUUUUAGCGCAACUGCUGCCGUGCAAAGCCGGUGCGUGUAUUAAUAUUAAUAUAGUCGGGUGCGGUGUAACGUUAUACACAUUGUUUUACGAGAUCCGCGUAUAUUAUACACUUCCGUUUUACAUCGCGUUUUAUACGAACAGACGCGUGCGCGUACUAUUAUUAUUAUUAUGCGCCCUCGGGUUAUUUUCGCGUUUCGGGCCCGCGGAGUGUUUGGUUUUUAAUACAACGUACACGCAUAACAUACACCUAUAUACAUGUAUGUUAUUUUUUAUUUUUUUAAAAUUUCAAGAUAAUGUUUUUAUUCUAACGAUAUAUCCUAUAGUGAAAACGCGUCAGUCUCGUAAACGUGCGUAUUAUAAUGACAAUUUCGUCGUAAAAUGUAUAACUACAUACUUUAUAUACGUAUAUAUAUAAUUAUAUAUUAUCAUUCUCCCGUGGCAUUUACUUUACGUGCCUUAUAUUAUAACGUUUCUUCUCGAACCGUACGCAAUUUUUAGACGCGUGAGUUUAAAAACCCUUUUACCGUUAUUAAUAUAAUAUUAUGAUGUAACGUUCACGCCGUAUAACAUAAUGAUAAUAUACAGUACCGUUAAAAUAAAGACACUUUUCGCACUGCCGAGGCCCUGUUAAACACCCGUAAUAUAUAAUUUUAAUAAUGUAUUCAUCCUGUUGUAAAGCGAAAAAAAAAUAUGAUACGCUUUUACCCUGGACAGACCGCGGGUAUUAAGAUUUCUCGUCGUGUUAUGUACUCUGCUGUAUACAUGCAACCGCACCGAACGAAACUUUGAAAAAUGUUCUCCGUCACGAUCGACAUUUUUUUUUUGGAAAUCGGCCAGAAUACAUAUUUCAUCGAUAAAAGGGCGAACCACGCCCCCUCCCUCAAUUUCACACACCCGAUCGCGUUGUAGUUUAUCACAUAGUUUUGUUAAAACUUGAACAACUUGUAUUCAGUGACUAUAAUAUCCUUUACAUAAUAAUACUUCUAUAUAUUCUCACGAAUUUAGAUUUAUACUCAUUCGCGUAUCCGAUAACCCAUUUAAAAAAUUACGAUUACAAGAAGUGAUUUAGAAAUACAGACUAACAUGUAAUUUUUUCAGUAACAUUAAUGACCCGUACGUGCUGAAAUGUAAAACAUUGUUAAUGUACAAACUAAAUAGUUCAUUGUUUAAACGCCCUGUUCUUUUUUCACGAUUAUUAAAAAUAGUAAUUGGACGUGUGCAGGAUAAACUAGAUCACGUACGUUUCUCCAGCCCCCAAUAGACUUUAUUGUAUUUUUUUCCGCCAUUAUUUUGUGUUUAUUUUGAACGACAUGAUCCGCCAAACGCAAUAAUUUGCACAUGUUUUGGAAUUUGAAAAAAAACCAGGGGUAUUUUUCCCUUCCGAUGAAAAAAUCAUUUUUUUCUUUUCAUUAUUUAGUACUUAACUUGUAGGAAAACCUCGCUCGAGACGGAAGGAUUAUGUUUUCAGGGAUUUCGUGACAAUAAAACACUGAGUACAAUAAAGAGAGGCGUCAGAUGACAGAAAUAGACAAAAGAAUAUUUGCUUGGAGCAGUAGUAGUUUUAAAGUUUGGAAAGGUAGGUGGAUUUCCUCACUCCCUUAGGCUGUAGGUUUUACAAUUUUAUUUUAUUUUUACCAAAAUAAGAGUUUAUUCUUAAUCACCAACUACAACUUACGGUAAACCUCGUAUAUAGUUUUCGAGCAUUUCUGCUCGACUAAAAUCAACCUGCCCACAUAGAACCAAAUGAAAUCGAAAUAAACUUGAACAUUUUAAAUGCCUAUAAAUUGAUCAAAAAUCGCCAAAAUGUAUAAAAAAUGACUCGUCUAGAAAUAGCUUAUAUAAGUAUUGUAUAAAAAUAUCUGAUUUUAUACUAUUAUUUCUAUCUUAAAUUAAAAUUUAAGAAAAAUAAAAAACAAAAAUUAAAUAUAUUAAAAUUGUUAUUGCUAUAUAUUUUCCUAAAAAAUUUUUCGCGGGUUUUUUUUUUUAAGAAAUCUAUAAGGGAAAUCAAAAAAUUAUCGCCACGUUACCCCUUAAAUAUAAGAGGGUUGUACUUAAUUUAUAAUACUGCGGGUCGAGAACUUUUUACAACAACCUUUCAUCCUAUGUAAAAAUCGUUACAUCGUUUGUCACUACUACCCCACUAUACAAUAUACAUGUGAAAUCCAAGGGAAACUUAUAGUUUUCGAGGCGUCCAAUAGAAAAAAAAAAACGAAUGUGUCAAAACGCAGUAUUCAAAGAAAAGCCAAUAAUUAAUAUUUGGAAUAAUCUUCUUAGAAGAAUGUUCAUUCAGGGAUAAUGUGUAAUAAUAAUGAAAAUAAAAGGACGUCGACGUCUACGGACUCCCGAUAAAUUAAAAGCGAAAUCAGGAAAUUGUUUAAAAUUGACGGCAAUAAACCCGAGAGCUCGUACACCGCACUAAUCGAAACGGAUCUACCGUUGCCGCAGGCGCAGCGUGGCAGCGAGGGAUUGCGAAAUUGAAUAUACGGAACUCGUCGACAGGCCCACUAAGCCGAGCAUUUUUCGAAUACUUUUUUUGCGGAUUACUUUGCGGACGCGCGUCGCCAAAUUAAUUUGUCGUUGAAAGUUUACAGCUAACCGAGCACAUCACCGAACGCUGCAGCUAUUAUUAUGCGGUCUUUUCGUCGUCCCAGCGUCUCCUCGCGAUUGUUUAUCGGACUCGUAACGAGGAUUUCAAACCGUUCGAGUGUACAUAACAGACUCUAAUGCUUAUUUCUGGAUAAAAAGUAGAAAGAAAUUAUUUAUAGGCCACUGAAUAGCGCGCAAAGAGUUGGCAAAAAAGUUCAUUUUUUUUUUUCAUUCGUGCGUAAUAUUUAUAUUAAUUUACAGUGCACUUGGAUUUAAUGUCGCAUCUAUAUAAUAUUAUAACACGGCGCAAUUUAGUCGUCAUUUUUUAUUUUUCUAAUAGUAUUUCACUACAAUGAAAAUAUUUAUCAUCAUUUUAUCAUCGGUUGUUGAUCGAUAUUGGUGAAAUAAACUAUAAAAAGGAUCGUCUACAGUUUUAACUAUAGUUGACCGUAGUAAGUACAAUGGAGAGCUAUGCGAUACGAUAAAAUAAGGAUCAAUAACAAGCUUUCUUAAAAGCCAAAGGAUUCCAUUUGCAUUAAGCUAUUCAAUAAGAAGACAUGAUGAUGAGAGAAGUUAUCGAAUGGAAACCUUAAGAAAAAAGACCUAUAGCGGAACCUAGAAAAAGACGGAUUGAAGCGGUAAAAUAUGAUUUUGGAAACCUGGGUAUUGAAAAUUUGAAGGAAAGUUCAGAUAUGACGUUAAUGAAUAAUCCUAGUUAUUAUAAGACGUUAGAAGAGAGAAAAAGAGAGAAAAAAAAAUCACUACGGCAAUAAAGUCAAAUUUUUUCAAUCGAUAACUGUUCUUGGUAAAUAGGAUAGGCUUGUUCCAGAAUUAUUAAAGUUGAAUAUUUUGAAAGUCUAAAAGUCCCCUUCUAAAGGCAAAUGUAGCGUAAAUCGUAUACCGGGGGUACAAAGAUAAUACUUUUUAUAUCCGUGCAUAAUAUGUGUUGGUUUAUAAUACUAUGUAUAUCUAUAUAUUGUUUAUCGUGGAAGGGGGAGGAGAAGGAGGAGAAAAAUCGUUUUCGUUCGGUGGAAACACAAAAACUAUUUUUCAACGACUCGCAUACUGCUUCUGCAGCCAAUACUGUAAUACAUGGUUAUUUAAGUAGUGGCAGUAAAGAUUUUUUUUUUACCCAUUAUUCCGUUACAUUGAAAAGCAACAUUCAAUUUUUUAUCACAAAAGCCGUGUUCGCAUUCCUACUACUGUUCUCACAUGACUGUGGAAAUUAUGUUUUUUUUUCUUUUGUUUACAAAUUGUAAUGCGAUACAAUAUACGCACCGCCUUAGUGCACCUGCGUGAAUAUAAUAAUUUACGAAAACCAACCCGAGAAAGUUUCCAGAAUUAUUUUUUUUAAUUUUUUCAUCGUCGCAGUUUUAUAUAGUUGAACGACGUGGUACAAAUCACAGAGAGGUUUUUGAAAUAGCUGUGUUUUAUCGCUACCGUCCCGAAAUUUCGUAUUCUGCAUGACCAAACCGGAAGUUCUAUACAGCACCGUAUAUAUCACGCCGUCUAGGUCACUUUAUCACUUUCGACACGAACCGGAGUCUAUGGACUGGAAACGAUCCGCCGCCACCGCCGCUGCUGCCGGUAUCGCGGUCGUUCUUGUUCAACCAUAAUGUACGCGCGGUAUAUUAUUUUCGUCGAGAGAGUGCCGGCGCACGUUAAGGGAGAAAAAUAAAAAUAAAAUAAUAAAUCAUUAUAAACCGUGAAGAGUGUCGGUGUUUUUGUCAUGCGAAAUGUUUUCGCGCAGAAAUUUUCGGGGGAGGCGCGCGCGCGCGCAUUUCAAUUAAAACUCCCGAGAAGUACACUCAACGCGGUCACCCGGCGACGGCGUAGACGACGACGUCAAGUGCGGCGCGAUGAAAACGAUUUUUCUGGGGAAAAGUUAUUAUUCUCUCUGGACGCCCGGCAUUGGACUAUGCGUACGGCUACCACGCCUAUAGAUAUACACGGUAUUUUCCAACGCGGGCGGAGAAAAAUUAAUAAACGCCGAGAAACGAAAAAAAAAAAAUAAUCAACAGGAAUUUCGAGAGUGCUCGGCCGACCACGUCCGUGCAACUAUGUGGUCGCGAACUCGUGAUCGCGCGCGUGUGUGCCAGUCGGGGAAUGCAAUAAUAUAUUAUAAUAUAUAUGAUAAUAAUAAACGAAAAAAUUCGGAAAACGCGUCCGAUGCGAGUUUAUUGCCGCGCAUACCGGAAUCGUAACCGGCGCCAUUACCCGGUAUUUACCGCAACGAAUAUACGCUAAUGGUAUAUACUAAUGGUUUAUACGAACAAUGCGUGUGAGUAAUGCGCACUGCUGCCGAUUAUGAUAUGGAUAUAGAUAAACGAUAAUAAUAUAUUAUCCGUGUCUCCCGAAGUUUAGCAUGCCGAUGGUAUUUUUUCAGUUCGCGUCCGGCGCCGUGGAAAAUAAUAACGCACACACAGUCGUGUAACCAUCGUAUGUGCGUGUAUGUGAAAUUCGGUCACUAUGACAUUUACGGCUUUUUUGUUGGUAAUCGCCGAGUCUAUUUUGCUGCGUCCUAGCGAUACUGUAGUCUUCUCCUUAAUCUCUGGUGCUCGGUUCGGCUCUCACCUUGAUAGUUUUAGGCUUUUCGCGAUAUCCCGCAGCCGCAUAUUUUAACACCGUUAGCCCGUAUUUCGGACACCCCGACUCUUAAUCAAUUCCGGUACUUUCGACGGGUUUGAGGUAGGUUCUCAUCAGGUGCAGGGAAACGUUUAACCGGGAAGACAGGCGCCCGUGCUUGCAAUUCUUCUCUCCAUCACCAUUAUAGUCGGAGUCGUUCUGUUUUGUCAAGCGUCUCUAUUUGGUCAUUCCCGUAAGAAGUUUCUCCAUGAUGAACAUAUCACUUUUAGGUCUUUGCAUAACCGUAUAACAAAAGGUAUUUUUGACCGAAAAAGAAAAGAAGAACACAAGCGCUUGCUUGUUCUUUCCAAACGCGCUGUUCUCUAUAUUUUUAUUUCUGGUAGUGCAAUCCCUGAUAGUAGGUGGAUAUUUCUUAUUGUUGUUGAUCUUAGACAUUGCUACUCUGUAUGUUUCGUGCUACUAUUAUGUAAUUGUAUAUGUCAAUAAUAAAAGUUAGACUGACUUACGGGCUUGAGGUGUAGACUACGAACAUAACAGAAAUUGAGAAAUAAAAGAAUAACAAUAAUUUCAAGGAAAGGGGUCCCAAGGAAAGCCCAGGAAAGAUGAUCGAAUAUGGUUCAAAAGGAUUUGGAUAAUUUAGGGGUACGCGAGGGUAGUGGUGCAUAUGGUGGUGAAAACUUUUGUAAAGUUAUACAAGCCAGAUGAGAAGAAAAAGAAGACAAUAUUAUAAUAUCGGGUCAACAUGAUAAUAUUAUUCCGCAGCACUCGAAACGUGUCAAUUCGUCCGUAACCGAUUGUUUUUUAAUCGAUAUAUUGUAGGUAUAUAGAAUAUAGAUGUAUUGGAUUAAACUCACCGUGUGGGCGGUAGCGAAGGUUGUGGGAGGGGAAGAAUAUUAUAAAAGUUUUACCCCUCGUGAAAUGUUUGAGUUUUGCUGCGACGACGACGGCCAAAAGUUUCUUCCGCAAUGCAUGUUUUUUUUCCUACGAGGCCAAUCGGAAAUCCCGUAAUUUGUCUAACCUCAUCCGAAACUUUCCGCGUGUAGCGUAUUAUAUUGUUCGCACACAACUUUUCGUCUUUUCUCCGCCCCGCCCCAGCAGUCGAAAAAACCACCAUUUAUCGUUUUAAACUCGCACGAUUCCAGCCCGCAGGACUUAAACACGCAAACACGGUACCCGGGGUGUAGACCACUCGUCGAAAUAUCUGUAGGGUGCAAAAAUAGCACUCGUUAGAAUCCAAACUAGACAUUUAUAUUAUUCUUGUCGUGUGCGCCCUUGCUUGCAAAUUUGGUCAUGCCAACAGAUAUGUUUUAAUACAGCUUUCUCUCCAAGGCUACAAUCACUAUCUUUAAUGAUUCCUAAACACAGUGUAUCACUCCAUUUUUUUUUUUUUAUCAAUUUUUAUGAGGAAAUUGUUAUCAAUUUUCUAUUACGUGAACGUUUUAAUUAUUUUCACCUAUAUAUAUAGAUUUUUUCAAUAACUCUUAUUUUUUCUAUCACGAUAACGCCCUGUCUACUGUAGUCAUAUUUAAUUAAUUUCGUUACACAAGACCAUCAGAAAUUCGAUAAAGUUAUUAUUGUAUUUUAUUCUGUUCUCGUAUAGAUCGAAAAUGCGUAGCUUUUCAAAUUUACCGUCCAUAAUAUCAAUUUUAAAUUCCGAUUAAAAAAGUUUUCGAAAAACAAUGUAGUUACGCUAGCGCUACAAUAUUGCACCUCGUUGUUCUCUACAAAUAUAGCAGUGCGAUACUCGUUUUGUUACUAACAAAUUUAUCGUACUUUUAAAUCGAAAUAAAACAUUUGUUGACCACUUUCGAAUUUUAUUCACUUGUUUUAUAAAAUGUCAGUGUUUUGAGAUAUUUUUUGUACCUAUAUCGAAUUUGUCUUUUAAUACAUUUACUCGCCACCGAGGUUUUCGUACCUGCAAGUUAUUAAGCCAGUACUUGAAAUUAAUCUUAUUAUAUCAUUGGACAAUAAUAAUAUCAAAAUUUAGAUAAUAAUUGGCUCGUUUCGUUACUAAUUCGUCACGUAUUUCAGAAUAAUUUUAAUGUAUUAAAGUAAGAUAUUCUAUUUCGUUUUUUGAUACAUUUUUCGAUUUUAUAGGCAUAUUUUAUUUAUUUUUUUUUCAUAGAGGAGAGAGUCGGGUAUUUUUCGGUUUUACUGUUCCAUAAAACUCAUACGACCCAGCUGCUAUAUUAUAACAUCGGGUUAAUCGCCCUUUAUUGUUGCCGUUAUUAUUUGAGAACGACAAUGAUGUUAUUCGCUCGCGAAUUUUCCCGUUUCGUUCCGAUAAGGCCCGGUUUUUCUGCCAAUAUCGCUUUUAAGCGUUCCGUUGUCGUCGUUAUUAUUUUGUGUAUUGACCGUCCCGGAACGACGACGCGACGGUGGCGUCGAACGCCCGCGGCGUCGCGUCGGACCGACCGCGACGCAGUAAAUGCGCCCGUCGCGUCGCGGGGGAAAACUUUCGGAAAAGUCGGUCUUUUGUGCGCUCCCUUUUCAAAAAGAUACGGCGCACGGUGGACAAUAGACUGCAGUCGAGACGGAAAAUGCGCGCGUCUUCAAGGCGACGGAUAUCGGCGAAACGCUCGUAUUCUGAUGAACAAAGUUUUUUUUUCUUCCCCCAUACCGUAGAAAACGAUCCGACGCGCCGAUUCGAAUUUCCGCCGUCGGCACGUCCCGGUGAAUUUAUUAAAUUACCGUGUCGCCGUAUCUAUUUGGUAUACAACGAGUAUCGCAGCGAUAACGAUAUUAAAAUAAUAAUAAUAAUAAUAACGACAAUAAUAGCCGUGCCGCAGUAGUAGGCGUUUGCAGCCGUUUUUCGUUUAUGUUGUUUCGCAUGCCGUCCGAUCUUGCAAUUUCGGGGCGUUUUUUUUUUUGUCCUCUCUCGCUCCCUCUUUCUCUCUCAGCGGUACGUGAUCGGGAUCCCCCCCUCUCGAAAAACCGAUACCGACCGUUGGGAAAAUUAACGUUGCAGUCGUCGACGCGUAUACACGUAUACAAUGUAUUGUAUUACUGUCGACCCGGCCUUCCCCUCCGCGGGACAGCAGCCGUUACGCGGGCGAUACGGGCGCGCGCGACGAAAACAUCUGGUCGUUAUUGGCCAUGACGGCACCGGAAUGUCCGAACGAAUUGAAAAAAAAAAAACACUCCGGGUCUGCUAUACAUGACGUGUAUAAAGAGCAUUGUACGGUAUAGUACGGUAAUAUCUCGUCGUUUUUCGGGCUGACCGAAAUUAUUAUACUUUCGGCGGUCGCGAAACUUGUCGCCGUGUCAUCCGACGGCGUUUAUUAUUGCGGCCGACGUUCCGAAACGAUAUAACAUACGAUCCUCGGAAAACAGACUUGUACACCGUCCAAAAAAAAUUUAAAUCGACCAUCCUCCGCCCCUCUCUCACUAGCAGAAAUGAUUUAUAGAAAAAUGCUAUAUAUGGGCAAAAAAAAAUAAAUUUAUCGAAACCAGACGAGGAUUGCACAGAGGAUACUCAUCCUCUGUGCAAUUAUUUGUCUCAGAAAUGUUAAUAAGCAGACGUUCUAUUUACCAGAUUCCCGAGUCGAUUCGUCUAAAUUUGAAUUUGUGCUGUACAGUUUUGAAGACCGGUUGACUGAAUACAAUCUUUACCGUUUUCGGUUUUGACCAAAUUAAACUGAUUUCGAUUAGUGUGAUUUAGACUAAAAUUCAUUUACACUUUUAAGCUUUGGUAGGAGAAGGUAGAAUGCAAUUUUUGAUUAAGCAAAAUUUAUUUUAUUCUGAAACUAAUAAACAUUUAAUCAUCUUUUUUUUGACCGAAUUCAAUCAAGACCGAAGUAAGUCAAUCAACUGGUUUAACCGUAUUUUGACUGAUUUAACUGAAAUUACUGAAUUCAGUCAUGACCGAGUUAAACCCAUGGCAAUCAAACCAGUCAGAACUGGUUCGGUUGACUAGUUAAUAAAAACACCGGUCUGACCAAACAGCACUAAUUUUUGAAUAUUAAAUAUGAUUAUGAUCGAAUUAUAAAUAUCUGUGAGUGUAAUUUUUCGUCAUUACGCGAAUAAAUCGCCAGUGUUACCAUUUUGUCUGCAAUUAUUAAUUAAAAUACAUUGUAAAUUCAGAUAGAUCUCCAGGCGAUCUGGAUAUGCCGUUGUAAUAUAGAUUGAUCAUAUUAAUCUAGAUAAUACGGAAUUUUAGAAUUUUUCAGUCCGCGUGAAACUAUGUUUUAAUCAGGACUUCUAAUUUAUCCGGAUUAAGGGUUCUGGACUACUCAACUACUACAAGUUCUCUUUUUUAUUCAAUCUAUAUAAAUUGGGCACCACUCGGUCUGUGCAUUUGGUCUAUCUCACCCUUAAUUUAGUUAAUCUAGAAUAUUUUGCCACAAGAAUCUCUAAUUACGUCAUUAGUUGCUAUGUCAAUAAUUAAAAAGUAAUCAACGAGAUUAAAUUUCCGAGAUUUUUAUUUUUUUAAAUCUGAUAAAUCAUUUUACGUGAAUUAACUGUUGGUUAUAUGGAAAAAAAAUAAAAUCGAAUCAGUUUUUAAACUUUAUACACAUAUUUUUUUCGGAUGACUUUUGUUUCUUGAAUAUACCUACAUUAAAUGCACACGAGAAUAUUAAUUAGAUUGAAGUGCAUUAUUUCUUCAUCGUUACAUCAAAUACGAAAAGGAUUCUAUUUGUAUAGCCCCUCCUUUAAAAACAUUACAUUAGGUAUUGUCAAUAACUCACAAUCGACUUAAUGCAUAUUUUUACUCUUCGUGUGGAUAAAUAAAAGUCCUAAUAACCUAAACAGACAUUAAUGUUCUUUUUUUUUUAUUAUUAUUCGAAAAUAAAUUAUAAAUUUGCGUUGAGUAUACAGUAUAUAUAUAUAUAAAAUUGAAGUAAAUAAAUAAAAAAAAAUUAUAUUGAUCAUGGGUAGGUCAUUGCAGUUAUUUACAAGGUAGGUUAUAUCUACAGAGUAAUUUAGUUUGUUUAGUAUACUAUACGCAACGAUUAACUAUUGCAAACGAAAACAAGUCUGAGCGGAGUAUAGUAUUAUUGGUGUUUUCUCCUUGUUUUCAAUGUAGCCCUACAGAAAUCAACAAAAAUCAAACAUCAAAACAAGAACCUAAAGAGUGAACUAACUGUUAUCGAUAAAUAUGUCAAAUAAAUAGUAUACCACAAGGCAGUAAUUGAUAUGGCACUAUAAAAAACCUAAGCAUAAAAAAAAAAGUUGUUUUCAACAAAAUAUCAUUAAGAUUAAUUUUUCAACAAAAUUGUUUUAAAUAACUAGAUGAAAAUUCGAACCUUUUUAGGUAUGAGUGUUCGACAACAAAAAUUCGGAUCGUUUUUACUAAUCGUAAAGGUCUUUUCAGAGGGGAAAAGGGGGAGGAAAAUAACUUAUUUGUAAAACAAAGAGCUCAUUUUUUGUUUUGCUCAGAAUGUAAUAUAGAAUAGAAACGUAUAUCAACAAAAACACGUUAACUAAAGGAACGAAAUAACUUUACUACAGUUUUAAAUAAUUUCCACACAAAACCACAGUAACGGGUAACAUCGUCUUUUUUUUUUUUUUAUCUUUUUUCAGACCUCGUAUUUUUAAAAUUAUAACCAUAUCGUUUUAUAUGCGAAAGGGGGUUUUUUUUUUCAUUGUAAACCUAUAUUUUUUCAAUACACUCCAAGUAUCUGUCGGAGAGCCUAGACGAGUGCACUACAAAAAAGAGAACAUAAACGCUAAUCUCUUCUGUACAUCGACACGACGCACGCGAACGACAUUAAAUCGAUACGGUCCUCGGAAAAAUAUUAUAAUGCAUUUUAACUAAGAACCGCCGACACUGCUGCCACCGCCGCUGCCGUCAUCGUCGCUUCCGUGCGGUCUAUUAACAAAUUUAUUUCCGGUCCAUAAAACGAGAUUUCACGCAUCCCCUGUUCCCGUGCUCGCUCCCAUCUCUCAUGCGGCCUGAAAACGGUGUCUAUCAAUCGUUCGGCGUCGACAACGGUUUCGGAAUUUUUGGUUUUACUACAACAUGCGCUUUUGUGUGUACGUGUGUGUGUUUUGCAUGCGUGUGCGUGUGUGCGAGUAUGUAUGUGUGUGUGUGUGUGUGUGUGUGUGUAUAUUUGCGAACAACUUUUCUACCAGAAAUCUUGAUUCAAUAAAAAAACGACGAAAAGGUUUGUUUUUUUUCCGAUAUUUGAGAUUUAAUUGGUGCACUAAGGCAGUAAUUUUUUUGAUUUUCCUCGCAGUUGUUAAAAUAAUUGAAAAAAACCUCGGACAACCGUAUAGGAUAACGAACAAGAUUACUUCGAUAUAACGAUUUGAUUAUUUAAAUGUUUUUGAUCAGUUGUUAACCAAAAAUUGUCUUCCGAAUUGCGUGCAUUUAUAUAAGAAAAUGUCUAAUUGAUGAGUAAAUAGGUCGUUUUUUGAUUUUCUUUUAAAUUUUCUAAAUAAUUCGAAAAAACAGAAAGUUUGCGGCAUUAACGGUUUCGUUAUUUUCAAUUUUGUUUUUAUUAUUGUUAUUUGGUUGAAUAUAACUAUAAAGACCAAAUACUUUCACAUUAUAUUAGCCUUUUUACUUUUUUUUAGACAAGAUGAUAAAAUGUUAAAAACAUUUUAAAUUUUUUUUUUUAGUUUUUAUUUUAUCUUAUGUGAUUAAAAUUGUUUUGACUGAGCGGAAAUAUUUGACAAUCGUACACGAUGUUCAUUAUAAAUUUUACUUAUAGUGCUAAAUAUAGUUGAGCGAAAUAUAGAAUUUUUUUUAUAAAUAUAUUUAAAGUUUUCUGUCUCAUAUAAUCUUGUCAUCAAAUUCGAAGCAAUGACAGGAUGAUGUUCUCGAACCGAUCAUCUAAAUUCUCUUUGGGUUUUUCGUUUUCCGAUGCAAUCCGUGGGCUCGAGAUUCGUUUACUGUGACGAAUCCAAAAAAUAAAAACCUUACAAGUACGGAUGACUAAUGCAAUUUAUAUUUUCCGUGCGAUGUUUUGUCUUCACCUGGAUUUUUUUCUUUAACAAAACGUUCAAGUACAAAAAAAAAAAAAAAAAUGAAAAAUAUCUUCUUUGAAAUCCCAAAAAUCGAUUAUUUUACAAUCGUACCAUUACAUUAUAUUAAUAUAUCGCCGAUAACGUAGUAAGAGGAUUACAAAUCCCGAGCACUUUGUCUAUUAUUAGUAUUUAGUGUAGUGUAUUUAUUAUAAAACGUCGAUCGAAGAAAAAAAUACGUCAGGCAGCGAGGAUAUUAUUACUAUCAUCAUUAUUAUGUACUACCGGACGCCGCGAUAAGCUACUCGACAAAUGAUUCCAUUGGCUUAAUAUUCCACUAAUAUUAACAAUACUCGAUUAUUGAACGGAAAUUUUCGAUAAAAUAUUUUCCUAACCGAAUCUCUCUCUGCCAAUAUAUAUAUAUAUAUAUAUAAUGUAUACCACUCACUAAUCUGUAUCAGAACAGAAAAAAGUGACAUCCAGAUGAGUCCGUGCUGUCCGUUUUACAUCGCACGAUAAAUUACGAGCUAUAGAAUUGAUUAUAUUUUGAAUUAUAAAAUGGUUAGAUAUUAUUAGAUAUUACUUGUCUUGUGUGCGCAUUUAUAUUCUAAGAGAAGUGAGGAACGUAUCGGUUUUAUAAUGCAUUUUCAUUCAUGCGUGUGAACGACUUUUUUUUACCAGAAAUCUUGCUCUAAACAAAAACCGUCAAAGAGGUUUAUUUUCGUAUAGAAUUUUUGAUCUUUUUGGUACGUUGAGGAUAUCAUUUUUAGAUUUUCUUUGUAGUUUUCUUAACAGGUAAACGGGAAAACAUGUUAAUUGACGUGGGUAAUUUUUGUUGAUUCUUAGGGUAUACCUUGGUAAAAAGGAAAAAAAUACGAUACUAUUAAUAAUACUCUGCUGGGAAUUGUUUUUUUUUUUUCUUAUCAAUAGCUUAACAUCGUGUACUGAUAUCAAUUAAAUUAUUAUGUAUAUAUAUGUGUGUAUCUUACCUUCAAACUUCCCUUAUAAUUUCCCUAAUUUACGUUUGCCGUUGAACGAUUCACAUUUUUACCCAAUUAACGGUUUGAUACUAACAAAUAUUAUCCUGGGAAAAAUUAUUUUCCAUGUAAAAUCUUUAUUAUAUAUGUACCCCAGAUGUAUAAAACAAUCCUAUUCGAAAAUCUGUAGCUUUGCAGACAAUAUUAUUAUAUCAUGUGGGCAAAUCAUAACGUAUUCAUUAAUCCAUGUGUAAUGGUUGUUUAUGCUACGAAUUGUAUGAUAAUAUAGAUAAAAAUCAAUCGAAAAUUGUUUAUUCUAUUAAAUCACGUAAUUCAUAGUAUAUAUCUAAACAGAUAAUGCGUGGUUUAAUCAAUAAAAUUCACAUUUUUAGGCGGCCAAUGUAGCCGCUGAUUCUAGGCCUCUAAUGGGAUUCUAUUGUGUAAAGUCAGCUAUCAAUUAGUUUUUUUUUUUUUUUUUAUAAUAUUCAUACAUAUAAAGUUACAUACGUAAACCGAUUGUACAUUUUUACGGUUUUUGGUCUGCGUAAUUUCGAUAAAACAGCAAGGUACGAUAAGAUAUUUUUUUAAUUGUAAUGCAUCACAUGCUCGCGUCUCACUUUAAAAUUAAAACAUUUUAAUAAAAAAAAAAUAAACUUAUGUCUAAAUACAAAAAAUAAUAAAAAUGUGCUUAUCUUUAUGUUUAACAAUUAACGAAAUUGGGUCCAUAUGCCGAACGAAAACUUGAUAUUAUCUAAUUUCCAACGUUAGCCGUAACAUUUGUGUGACAUUAUUAUAACGACAAAAAUAACGAUUCUGACCGUAAAUUCGCACGGACCGGGUUUCUCGAUAUCAAUCGUCAUCGUCACUCAUAGGCCCGAAUGACAAUCACACCAAACACAUAAUAACAUAAUCAUAAUAAUAAAAUUAAUAAUCAGAAAUUUCCAUCCGAAUUAUUAAUAUCGUUCCAUUACGAAAAUAAUAAUUGUGUUGACACGGCGUGAUUAUUUUUUGUUUUUUUUUUUUUUGCGUCCCUCUUGUGUAUACCCGCGCACAUUUCCAUCCUCUCCGCGUUAUAUCAUAAUUAAUCGUAAUAAUAAUAUUAUAAUAUUCUCUAAUUUUCUUUUUUCUUUUCGCGCAAUAUAAACGCGAUGGAAGGAAAAAAAUGUCAUUAUUUUUUUUUAAUUAAUUUUUGGACUCGAAGAGUUAUGUUUGUGGUUCCUCGGAGAUUUAAAUAAAUCCGCACAACAAACACCGAGCAAAGGUGAAAUUUCUCAUAUUUUUUUUCAUAUAAGAUAGUCAUUUUUUUUCUUUUUUUUUAACACGAGCUGAUUUUUAUAUUUAAUAUCAAUUAAAAAUAAUAUAUUAACGAAAAUAUUUGCGUUUUUUUUUCCUUUUUUUUUUAACAAGUGUUGAUUUUUAUAUUUACUAUCAAUUAAAAAAUUUAAAAAAUUGUGUCAUAUGCUCACGAAGAGGGCAAAAAAAAAAUUAAUUUUAUCGAUCAAAAUUACUAAUUAAAAAUGGUACUGUUUAUAUUAUUGAUAUGACAUCAAUGAACGAUAUCAAAUAUUAUUUUAGCGUGACCCGAAAACGAAUUCAAAAGUGUUCAUUUAAAUGGCAUGCAAAAGAAAAAAGGUUUACACAAUAAUAUCUACGUAGUGUAACGAAACAAUAAGUUAUAACAUCCAGAAUUUAAGUCCGGAAAGUCAAGUCUGACGGUUGUGCUCGAUUUCGAUCGAAAAAUACAAAAAACGUUUAGCGUCACCAUACGCGUGCGGUAUAAAAUAUUCGUUUAGAUUACGUACCGUUUUGUCUGUAAACGGAUUUUUGUGUUUGUAAUAAAUUUGACGUUUUUUUUUUUUUUUUUUUUUUUUUUUUUUUUAUUAUUAAUUUUUUCUCUGUUGUGUUUUGCAGGUGCUGUGGGAGAUGGUGGUGAAUCGGCCGAAGACAAGGAGAAAAACGCUGAAGCGGAACGUGAACGGUUGGAGGCUAUCCGGGAGGCCGAGGAGAGACGCAAAGAGAAACACCGCAAGAUGGAGGAAGAACGGGAGAAAAUGAGACAAGAAAUCCGAGAUAAGGUAAAAUAAUAACAAUAUGUAUAAUGAUGUUAAACUUUAGUAGAGGAGAGAUAUUUCGGGGAGGGGGCGACAGCGUUCGUUGGGUAUGAUGUAGAACGUAAUAAUAUGGGAUAGUAAAACUCUCUACCCUCGGCGGCAGCGGUGGCGACCGAAAUUUCGGAAUAUCUACAGCAACCGUUAUGAUGUAUACACUACACGUUAUAUUAUAAUAUUGUUUUGGCCGGACGACAACAAUAUAUAAUAUAUUGUUGGUAUUAUAUAUGAUACCCGACCCCGGCGAUAAACGAUAUUUCAGAGGUGAAAGGGGACGCAUACGGUCUCCCUUUGUUUGUUAUGUACCGCGGUUCAGACGAAAUCUCCUCGGAUUUCGGGGUAAAAUCGAGCUUGAGGCCAUGAUAACCCGAUUCAAUAUUCCAACCGAAAAGGCUAAAUUUUAGGCGACCACGUGGGUACUUGUAUAUAGUUAUAGAUUCCGAACGGUCAGUGUUUAAAAUUACUUGCGGAUGGUAGAUUAUCCGGAAAAUGUGUUUUCUUCUAAACAUUUUUCUAUUCGAUAAUAACAUUGUAUCUUGUAACAUUGUAACAUUGUGCUCAGAAACAAGGCCUUUCCAAAAAAAUAAAGCUGAGUGUUUUCGAAGACAAAAUUCGCGAACUAUUGAAUGGAGGGUAAUAGAUACAAUCGAAAACUCUUGCCGAAGCUUUUUCAACCUCAUCACAAUAGAAAUGUUAGUAGGAAAUGAAAUGGUUAGGGUAUGCGUGACGGAAUUUAGGGUUCGAUAAUAAGGGCUGUAAUCGAAAACAAUCUAACAGGAAACCGACUUACUAAGAAGACCUUGACGAGAGGAUUUAGUUGUCAGGGAUUUAGAAGCGGUAGAACAAUGUAGAGAGGUAAUGAAGGACGGAAAUAUAUAGAGAAGUAUUUGCUCGAAGGGCUGUUCUUAAAGGAAGCGUAGUGCAAUCCAGCUUUCCCGGAGAACAUGUGGAGAGGCUGUAAUAGAGAUAAUAUUUGACGUAUAUAUGUAUAUAGGGUAGAAAAUCAUGCUCUCCUUUUUAAAAAAAGGCCCGAAGGUUCGGAAUUGGCCUUAAGUUUCGUAUUUUAAACCGGAAGAUUGUCUCCUGGAUUUUAUAUUUUAAUAUAGUAUAGACAGUAGUCAUAAACGCUAAUUAUUGGUUAUUUCGAACGAUUUUUUGUACACAAAAAAAUAUAAUUGCCUCGUCAACCUGCGAACUACAAAAGAAUAAUGUUAUUUUAAGACGACGAAUGGUUUUUAUUUUUCGCGGGUUACUCAAAAAAAUCCGUUAAUUUCUAUUACCUACUUAUAUAUCGGAUAUUGAACGCAGAUUGUAGAUACUAAUGCCAGUGGGUCAUUAUUCUGAUUUGCCAAGAGUUUUCUGGAAAAUAACGAAAACAAAGGAAAUAUUUAUUACGACACGCACUCGAUUUUCAAAGAUUUCGGUUGUUUUCAAAAUAAAAUAAUAUCCUAGGCAAUCCCGGAUUUUUUUUUAUCGGUCAUUUAUUAUUCUUUACGAUUAUACGAUUUUCAAAAAAAAAACCACGAUUUGUAAGUAAACCGAGAUUUGUUUUCGUCGAAUUAUGUUUAACAAUCGAAAAAACUCGUAUGAAUACAUAUUGUGUAUUAUUAUACACAAUAUGCUUUAUUAUAAUAUGUAUAAUAUUAUUAUACAUAUUAUUUGUUUGCAAAAAAAAAAAAAACAUUUAUUUUUACAUAAAUAAUUGUUUUGCACGAAAAAAAAAAAUAUAAAUCACCGUAAAUUUUAUAACAGUUCCUUUUUAACAUAAUAAUUAAUUUACAAUAUAAAUAAACGUGUACCUACCAUUCACGAUAUGUUUAUCAUUUCGUGAUUUAAAUUUAAAAAAAAAAUAAUAAUAAAAAACUAAUUUUAAUCCACUAAAGGAUUGUUGUGCGAUGAACAGUCCGGGUAACUCAUCGUUUUUAUCUCUGUGCCAUAUUUUCUGACGAUGCAUACCAAUUAUAUUAUUAUUACAACGUCGCUGCAAAUAUACAUAAUAAUGUAUGACAAAACAAUUAUACUUUGAAAAGUUUUAAUUGCAUUCGUCGUCGCAGUGUACUGUACCGAAGAUUUCUAUUAUGCUUUAUAACUAUAUACAUAUUAUUAUAUUUAAUAAGCGAUUUUCAUAACCGCCGUUAUGUUUCGGGCUUUUUCAACAGCUCUUUUCCAGAUCUUUUAUUUAUGUAUAUAUGUAUAUAAGUAGUAUGUGUGUGUGUGUGUGCUGGGGGGGGGGGGAAUAUAAUUAAACAUAAUAACGUGCAUAGAACUCAAAAAAGAAACGGGCUGAUAGCAGAAACGGAGAGAGGGUGAGAGAGAGUUAUCUAUCAUAUUUCAAAUGAUUUAAAUUUUUUCCGAUUUGUUAAAUAUAAUUUAAAUCGAUCAAAAUGACAUUUGUUUUUUCAUUGACUAUUAAUUUUGCGGAUUUAGUACUAGUUAUACGAAAACUGACGUAAAAAUAAUACAAAACGAGCGCGAGCAUUAAUAUAAUAUUAAACUUAUUUACAUUAUUUUUAGUAUAUUUAUAAGUAUUUAAUGCCGGUAUUUGUAUUUUGUCCAAGUAUUAUUAUUUUAAUCGUCAACGUCGAAGCGAACGAGCGGAGAAAGGAGAAAAAACCUGCGUACAUUUUUUUUUCUGGCACCACCCACCGUCGUGUUUCACACCCUCGUUCCUCCUCCUGCCCCGUUGUCCCUUAAUAUUAAUGGAAAUUUAAUAGCGCCCAAAAAAUGUUUUACCACCGCGAAAAAAUAUCUGGUUACUGCGAAAAUUGUCUCGUCGAGUUUGCUUUUAUGUAUACGUUUAAAACGUUUUUUUUAUUUUAUACGAACAUAACAUUAAAAUGGAAAAAAAAGCUACCAUAUUUCGUGGCGAAUAAUAAUAACACAAUAAUAUACUCGACGCUCCGACAACGUGAAUAAACGUCAAAAUCCAGGAAAAAAAUAUCGCAAAUUGCGUUACGUUUUUACACGUCUUCGCACAGCAAAUGGGUGCGCGGGAGAUAUCGAAACACGGUAUAUCCGCAGAAAAUUAUCGUUACACGAGUUCCGACCGGGGUGAUUAAGAGUCCUAUAUAAUCGUUUACGACGAAAUAUUUUGUUUUUUUUUUUUUAGAUUCUGGGUGGAACGAAGAAUGUAUGUUUUUUUUUUUUGAACAAUUUUUCUACUUGCAUUUUUUCUCUAAAAAAAAAUCUGACUGUGUAUGUACUUUAAGGAAGUAAUUUUUUGCUCUGAAUUCAAUAACCCUAUAACAUUUAAACAAUUAUAUAUAUUUCUCAUUCAUGUACAACACGAAUAUGCCCCAAUAAUCUGGGAAAAUAAUAGUGUUGGACGACAUAGUAAUGAAAUUGAAGGCAUCCAAAACAAAGUUAUCCGGUUUAUUUGCUUCGAGUGUAAAAUACCAAGGAUCCCCCACUCUGGCUAUGCUGAAAUUCUAAAUUGUUUAUAUUUGCAAUCGUUGAAAGUAAAGGGACAAAAUUCGUACGUUUCAUUUAUUAAUAAACUACUAAAUAAUCAUAUCGACGACGACUCUUUUCCUCAUUAAUUUUAAUCUAAACCCACAAAAUUAUAUGCGUAAUCAAGAUUUAUUUUAUAUUCUUUUUCAAAGUAAAAAUCACUCAUUUCAUUCUUCUAAUACUGUUUUAAUAUCUACGGAAAUAAAUUAGUGAUAAUAAUAUUUUAUUUAUUCAAAUGUUUUACGUGUAAAUCCUUUAUAUUGUAUAAUGAUGUAUUUAAGUUUUGUUAUUACUUGCUAUUCUUAUUCACCGUAUUAAUAAUGUUUUUGUUAAUCAGACAUUUGUUCGUAAAUAUAUGUAUUAUUAUUAGUCUGAUAACACGUAGACAUGAUGGUCUUUUGUAAUCGCACGUCUUAUUGCCGUCAUUAAGGAUCCCUGAGCUCAAUCCGUGCGUUUGCUCAAAAACACACUUUACACGUGAAAAAUUAUCGUGCCUCAUCCAUACAGUAAACCGAUUUCGAUUAUGGCUAUUUUUUUUUUUCUGAUAAUCCACCGACGUCCACCAAAAUAUUUUGAAAUUUCAAAUUCUCCACACUAUAUAUACACGCGUAAUAAUAGUGCCGUCGCGGUCGUAACACAAAAACGAAAGAAAACAAAACUCGCCGAACGACGACUAGUAGAUAGGAAAUAAACGAAAACGCUGUCGUCGCGGCACGCGUGACAAGACCGGACGUGCGACAAAUACGAUACGAAUCGCGGUAGACAGUCCGACUGAAUGCGGAGAAAUCCGCCUCUGGUUUCCGUUUCGAUGACAACCGUGUCCGGGUAAAAAACGACCGUUGUAGAACCGCUUACCGGGUGUGCCGGCGGGGAGUCGAUAACAACCAUUUCUACCGCGUUGUCAUUUCCGCAAUGUACCGACGAACUAUCGAUAUUCGUUCACUAUACGGGUAAAUGUCGUUUUUUUUCGCCAAUAAAUUUCAUAUAGGUACCUACGCUAUAAUAGUUACUGCCAAAUUUAAACCGCAGGACGGAAAUCGUUUCACGGCGGCACACAAAUCAAAAAUCGAAUUUCAGUAGAAAGUUAAAUGGCUGCAGUAUAUAUAUACGAUAAUGACAUUAUGUGAAAAGCAACCAACCCACAAAGGUACUAUGAUAUAGUAAUAUUUGGAUAUAAUUGAAGUUUUAUAAAAUUGUAUUUUUUUUUUUUUAUAUUUAUAGUUUGCUAAAUUAUAAUGUAAAAUGGUAAUAAUCUUUUUUGAAUAUAUAGAAAUCUAUCAAGUCACUUGGAUUGAUGUGUGAUAGAGCCACUUUUUUAUAUUUUCAAAACCAUUACAAAACCAUGUAUCAUGGAUGUAUUGUACAAUUAUGGAUAUUAGAUAAAUCAUUCAGUUAGAUUUUCGAACAUUGAUAAAUAAAGUUACACUUCAACAUCGGUUUGGUUAUUUUUAGCAAAAUGUGUAAUUUGACAUUGUCUACCUAGUUAAACAAAAAUCUAGAUUUACAAAUUUUGUGCGUUGGUUGCUUUCUGCAUACAUUGUAUUAUGUAUGCCUGUUUCCCGUAAUCGUAUCGAAUUAAGACUGCUUUAACCUUUAAUUCAAAUAUCGGUACGAUAGAAUUGUUCAUAAUUUCUAAAAUAAUUGUUUGUCCGUAUUUAGGCAGCUACUACCUCUUAAAACCCUAUAGUGGAUUCCACUGGUGUGUUUGACUUUUAUCUGCACAGCGGUACACAAUGAUAAAAUCAAGCCAAUCUUGCGGUUUAAAUUCGAGCCAUAAAAUUUAUAAACGCUAACAUUCGAUUACUCGAAAAAAAAUACAAAUAUUCGUUACCUUUUGACAGUAACAUAUAAUUUUACUUAAUAAAUGAACAAUAAUUUAAAUUUAAAGUCGAAUUGUUUUAUUAUUAAAAGUAAAAAUAUAAUAAAUGAAAACAAUGAUUUUAUUGAUUAAAACUAUAUAGUUCAAAGGAAGGAUGGAGGGGUGGGGUUUAAAUAAUAUUCAAUUAAAAGCUAAUAAAAAUAAAUUUAAGUUAAAAUUAAAAAUAAAUAUUUACUCAGCCCGGUUAAAAAAGUUAAUUAAAAACCCUAUUAAAUUGUACAUACAAUAUACAAGUUUGAAUUAAAAAAAAAAAAAAGAAUAGAGACUCAAUCAUUCGAAUCUUCGACCCAUUCGCUUUACUUAAGUUUUAAAUUUUAAGUUUCGAACACCUAAAAAAAUAAAUAAGAUGUUUGAAAAUUCUCUGAAUUAACCACGUUGUAUUUAUUUAGUGCACGCUAAAUUGUACAUCGAUAUAUCAAAUUAAAACGAAAUAACCCUAUUAAACAAUUAGUCAAAAAAUCUAUCGAUAAUUUAAAAAUCAUCCGUAAAACAGCAGUAUUCCCUCCCCUUAUAGAGUUUAAAAAAUUAUAUAAAUUGCGUGAAACCGAAGAGAAAUGUAUAAACCCGUUCUCGAAUUUAUUUUAAAGAAAGUAUCGUUAUCGCUUUUCGUGCAAUUUUGGAUUUCGGUCGGUUUUUUUUUCAGUCACCCUCCUGCUGUCGCGAAAUUUUGGCUACGCCACUGUGUGAAACUAAAAGACCUAUAAUAUAUUAUUUAAACGCAUAAUAUAAACGAUACUGUUGUAAAAUUACGUCUCGACGCGUGCGACAUGGCCAGAUGCCAAUAUUAUCCGAAUACGGAACCGUUUUACAUUUUGGCGAGUCGCUAGGGAUAUCGUCCAAUGUAGAAUAUAAAUUAUUAACGCCAAAACGUAUUAUAAUAAUAGUAUUAUACUAUUAUCCCAUACCGUAAUGCCACCGACGAUAUUUCGUUAUCUCGCGGCUAUAUUUGCUUUUCCGUUGUAUUUGAUAGAUACGCUUUUCUGUGGGAAGAGGGUGGAGAGAAAUCGUAUAAACCGAGUUUUCGUCGGCAUAUAUAUUCACAGCCCCAGCUUAUUACCGGGAACAACCUAAUCGAAUAACCUAACGAGAGAUAUGCGUACGUACUUAUUACAUUCUUCUUCAAAAGUGCAUCAGUCGUCGACCAGCAGAAAUUCGCAUAAUUGAAUUUGUGCGGCCGGGCACAACGGCGGCGCUGCGUACUACCCCGUUUCGAAGUGAAAUAAAAUUUUUCUAAAGUUUAGCUAAACGAUAAUAAUAUGUUUUUUUUUUUUUUUAUAAUUAAAUUUUGAACGCUAUGAAUCUAUCUAUCUAUCUAUAUAUAUAUAUAUAUAUACAUAAUUUAACGAAUCUAUCCGAACCCGUAUGUGCGGAUUUUGGUAGGUACGCCAUCGGUAUAGGAACUUAUAAAUAAAUUAUGAACAACUUUUGUAUAUACCUACCGUUGAACGCAUUUUAAACAUAAUAAAAAUUAAAGGUUACGCACUAAACACGUUAUAAAUUUACAUUUUUCGACUGUACACAUAGGUAUGGCACAGAACGUACUGCGUGUAAACCUUUUCGUAACAAAUAAUAUUUAAAAAAAAAAAAAAACCAAUUCAGUUUAUUUCGAUCGAUAAUACGAGAAUCGGCUCGAAACUGUCUAAUCAGGGAGAUAUUUAGGGGAAUCUGGGGUGGCGUUGGUCCCGGGUGCUAAAUUUCAAGGGGUUAUCAUUCAAACUGUGGUAAAAUAGAAGUUUUUUUUUUUUUAUAAACACCGUCCUCCAGUUUAUACCCGCUCAGUAAGGCCUAAAGUAAUGUGCUUUAGAAUCUAAAGCGUACAGUACAAAACGUAAAGUGUGCAGUUUGAAAUUCUAAAGUAUUCUGAAAAAAAAAUGCGUUGUCUUAUGAGAGGGCGCUAAAAUAACAUUGCCCCAGAGCACUAAAAAAAAAUUACUGCUUUACGUCACCGGAUGAAAUCGAUAAAUGAGAAUUUGCGACUGACAGAGAAAUUACAGUCGAGGUCGUAAUAAAAUCCUAAUUCGUACAUUGAAGUCGAGCGGUGCCGAAUCGUAUACAACGUUUAUGUGUCGUGGGCGCCGUAUUGUAAUAAUAUACACUUAAGGUGUAUACGCGGAGGCCAUGAGGAAAUUUCUGAGUUUUACUGCGAGUAUCGCUUACAAUUUCGUUUGCGGUAUUGAGUAUAUUUUAUUUCGUUAUGAAAAAAAAAAAGUGUUAAAUAUUUGGCAGCCAUGUAUAUUUUGAAGGUGGAGACAUUGUUCGUAAGUAUCCACUGCGUUUUGACUCACCCGCCCAUUGAAAAAAAAAAUCUCCACGAGUAGACAGACCAGUAAACCAUUCUCUUGACUUUUUGUUAUUCUAUAACCUAUUCACUUAUACAUCUUCUUGCCAGCGAGAGUAUUUCCUAAAGAAAAUAUAAUAUUUUAUUACAAAAUCUACUGAUUCGAUACUUUAUCAUAUCGACAUGGCCUUCAAGGACAAAUAAUGUAUGAUGUUCAUUUUUUUUUUUUUUUUUAAAUCGAUUGUAUACGUCCAAUCAGGAUAACUAUAGGUUCUCUUAACGACUUUGCUAUACAUAAAGUAUUCAAAAUUAUGAUAGUUAAAUGCUGAUUAUAAUUAUAAUUAUACCUUUACGUGAUAAUAUUUGAUAUUUUAUGAGCUGAUUAUAUUUUUUAACACACAGAAUGAUCGAGACGAAACAAAUUCUGGCACACUUUUGAUGUUAAUUUUUAGCGGACAAAUGUAACAUGUCUAAACAUGCAAUAUUGACAUAGGUAACGGAGAAUUGUAAUUUUGGACAAUAUUUGUAAUAACUUAAUUAUUAAACAGUAUAUUCACUAAGAUAUCAACCAUCAUUUAAUUAUUGACACAAUAUAUCCACUCAGAAAUAAAAAUAAAUAUAUAUAGUUCUGGUUAGGUUUAACACUCAAAUUGUAUUAAAAUAUUAUUUUACGGUAAGUUUUACAUCAUGUUUAAUUUACAUAUAAGUAAAAGAAAAAAAGAAAACUAAAAGUAUUUAAAAAAUAUAUGUGAUAUAUGGUAUAUAUAUAUCCUGUAAGCUAUCGAUAUAUUUUCUAGUGAACACUCAGUUAUCUUAUUCUACUGGUCGUACCGUUGGGCUUUAUUGUGUUUCACACAUUCGGCACAAAAAAUCUUCUUAAAAAAUCCAGUGUCUGACAGCAACGAUUUAAACUAUAGUAGUUUAUGUAUCAACAUUUCGUUACAUUUUUGUUUUAUUUAUUAUCAUUUCCAGUCGUUUCUCUGUCGUGUUUUUUUUUUGUAGCAUGCUGUUUAUUUGUGGAAGUUCAAAUUUGUUUUUAUGUCAUAUAAUAUAUUCGUCUAUCGUUCACCGAAAUUAUUCGUGAGCGCAAUAUUAACUACGUACAGUUCGACUAUUUGAAUAAUAAUAAUAAGAGCAGUCAGCAAUAUGUCCAGUUGAGCAUAUUUAUUUAAACUGAACACGAUAUUUGUUUACACUAACCGACGUUUCAGAACUCGCGUGUAUAAAUAUAUUAUAUAUAUGUAUAUAUGGUCAACUCAUAUGGUACUACUAGUUAUUUGUAUUCGACGUUUGAAACACAUACUGUUGAGUAUCGUUUUUAUUUAUUUAUUUUUUUUAAUCAACAUGACAAAAGAAAGUUUUAUUUAAUUGGUGCACUGAGCGGUUGUUUCUUUUUUUUUAUUAUUAAUAUUCUUUCCUUGAAGAUUUUUUAAAAAUCGAGAAAACCAUCGGAAAAAUUUAAAAGCUUACGGAAAUAACAGUUUCAGUAUUUUAAAUUUUGUCUUUUGUUGUAAUAUAGUAACAUAUUUCUGAAAUAGACUUAUUGAUAUUUUCACAGAAUUCUUAUACAUAUUAUAACCUUUGACGUAGUCAAAUUUUCAAAUCAUUCUUUUGACUUUUGAGUUAUUCAUUUUUUUUCGAGUUUCUUUGACUUUUAUUUAGUUGUAUGUGGAUAAAAUUAUUUUAGUUAAGUAGAAAUAUUUGUAAAACGUUCUUCAUAAGUUGUACAUAGUAGUAAAAAAAUAAAAUUAAACGCAACGUAUAGUAUUUUAUUUUAUAUAUACGUGGUUAAAGAACACAUUUUAAUCGUAAAUUUUAGGCAUUGAAAAUCACGUAGAACUGAGCUUCGCUCAGAAUCCUAUUUAGUAUUUUCAAUGAUUUCUCGAGUUAUGAUGAAUUAUAUGCAUUAUUUUUCCAAACUUUCCACCUAUAUAAGUGUGGCCAAUACAUCAGUAGUACUAUCUCUUUUUUAAGGAUUUUUUAAAUAUUAACGAUCUAUAUCUGAAAUUAAAUAAUAUUCUAAUUGACGGUUUUGUAUUCUUUUUUUUUAAUUUUGUUUAUCGAAUUUAAGUCGCCUCAAAACAAAAUCAAUACUGUAUUGUUAAAAUCACUGGGUAUAGGGUAACGAUAAUAUUUUAAAAAAUAUGUACGGUGUAAAUUGAAUAUAAAAAAGCUACCGGGACAUUAUAAUAUAUCAAGGUAAUAAAUCGACUUACGCAUAAAUCUUGCAGAACGAAUUGAUCCCGCAUUAUAUUAUUUUAAAACAAAUGAUACAGGCAUAUAGCGUGAAAAAUAUACGCCAUGCUUACAAAACAAAUGUCACGUGAUCGAAAUAACGAAAUAUUACAUCAACGAUUGAUGGUGAUUUCGCGUCGAAUCCGGUACAGUCGUAUUUCAUAUAUUCAGAGUUUUUCGUAUAUAUAUAAAUAUACAAACAAAAACAAAAAAAAAAUGAUCAACUACAUCGAUUUAUUAUAAACGAAUCAAAAGUCAUGCGUCCGUUCUAAGUUUAUCGCUUUUGGAGAUGCGGUAGAAAAUGACAGUAUUUAUACGGCAGUUACGUGAAGCUGAUACAAAAGUCGAAGAAUAUUCAAUAAUUACUUGUUAUAAUGUUUUCGGCAAAGUUAAACAAAAUUAUUCAAUUUGGUUAUAGCAAGUUCACGUGUCCAACACCUCACUUGGCUGUUUAGUUGAACAAGACAAUCCACCCGAUAUUAUUCACACGGGUUUUUUUGGGGUAUUUUGUUUUAUAGUUGGUUAGAAAAUGUUGAUAACAAUUUUAAUUUUUUUAAGGCUGGAAUAUUGGCGUCGUGUCACAACUAAAUAGAGAAGUAUAACGGUUAUUAUUUAACGACAGAAAUUCAAGUAAAAGGUCACUGACUACCUGUAUUUCAAUCGUUUUGUAAAAAAAAAAAUUAAUCUACAAAGAAUUUAUUUAAUUUUUUAAGACUUUUCGCCAACAAUGCAUUUCCAUAUAAAUACGUAAUAAUCUAUGGCGUUUAGAUUUUUUUUUUAAUCGUUUUGUUCGAUUUAUACACACUUAAAUCACCACCGUCGGUGCAUUUUGCCGAUUAGAGAUUACGAUGAAUAAUAUUAUAAAUUAGUGAUGCAACGUCACGAAUAAUUCUAGGCCGGACUGGUAUUCGUAAUAAUAAUCGAACCGCAUUAGAAUAUUUGACGUUUAGAAUCGAACGGGGAGUAUUGAAUAAUCGCAUAAAUUCGCUUCACUUAAACUCUGGUUGCAGCAGCUGGGUAUAAUAUAAGAUCGCGUUUCCGAGAUAACAGUAAUAGUGUUUUUGUUAUUAUGAUAAUAUUAUAACUCAUUGACCCGAAUCGCGUAAACAACGGUCGUUAUAGUUAUCGCCAGCAGUUAUCGGCAUUGAGUCAUCUACGGGAUUUAUACAAUUUGCGCAACGGUGGUGUACUGGUGUAGGUGCUGAUCUGAUACCAGGAAACUUUAACAGUGUCCAUAAAAUACGACUAUUAUGAGUAUAAUAUAGUGACGAGAAGUAUCUACGGGAAAACACUGGUAUGUAUCACUCAGGUGUCGUAGUGAUUGUAUUGCAGAAUUAUGUCAAUGGUGGCGCUUUGAUUGCUUGUCACAAAUUUACAACACCGAUAGCAUAUUAUGAUUUUCGAGGAAGUUAAUGUCUUUAAUGUAAACUUAAAUCCUAAUUGAUGAACAACCAUGGCAGGUUUAGAUAAAACGGGAAAAAAUUAUCCUCAUAUAUGGUCACCGAAUUCUAAUCAAACAGUUUAUUUAGGUACCUAUACCUACCUAUCUGGCCAAGUGGAGGACUGCAUUUUCGUAUGUAAUUCGUAUCAAGUAGAUGACGUUAAUACGCGACCGGAUAUGCGAUGACGUUUCGGAAGAUUUUCGGUAUAAAGGGAUCGGAAUUGAUUAUACUUGGCGACGGGAUACGCUUUUGAGACGCUGCAAAUGCAAAGUCUAUGCCGCGGUUUCCGAAACCGUCAGGUUUCUACUUCAUAUAUUAUAAUGUGUUAUGGGCAGGAAAUCCAAUUACAGUGCCACCGUUUUACAUGAUAUAUCGGUAUCAGUCGUAGGCGUUUGACAGAUUUUAGCGAAUGGUAUCCACCCAAUGUCGACGCGAUCUCCGUACCAAUUUCCUGUACAUUAUUAUUACAUUAUCAUCGUGGCGUAGAAACCGAAAAAUAAACUGCUGUGCAGUGCGCAUGUAUAAAUAAAUCAUUCGAGCCAAUAGAAACGGUAUCUAUGCGAUUCUAGUGAUGUGUUAGUAAAACGGUCCUAAUAUUAAUGAGACUUCAUCAUUUUAUAAGAAAAUUCAAUUAUUUUGAUAGCUUAUCGUGUAUUUUAUCAAGAAUAAAAUAAUAAAUAAUAUUUUAUGAUUUGAAUUUAAAGAUGGUGCUUUUAGUUCAUAAUUCAUCGUUUGAUUAUAUGUACUAUGGUUGCUUUGUUCGUCGACCUAUGCUAGAAUUAUCAAAAAAUAGUCAUCGAGUUAAUUAAUCUUCUAAAUCGGCUGAAUUAUAGAUUACUAACGCUUGUGCGAGUGUGUGAGUAUAUGUUGAAUUAAGUAAUUUUGCACAUUUAAUAUAAAACUUAUAAAAUAUUAGUAUACAUUUAGUGUAAGGACAUAUUAAAUAUAUAGAAUUUUUUAAUUUUACAUUCUCUUACAUCGUCACACAAGUGCUAGCAGUCGAGAAAUCAACAAAAUUUGCAAGGGAUUCAAUUCAAAUGUUAAAACUUAGUAUGUUUAAUUUUGAUUUUAUUCCAAGAGCAGUAGGUAAACUAUACUUCAUCGACUAACAAAUUAUGUAAGCUAUAUAAUAUAUGAGUACUAAUGAGUUGCAAAUAAGUUGUUACUUCACGACCGCCGUGAACAUUAAUAUUUCAUAAUAUCGAAAUUAUUAUAGACUUUGUAUAAUAUGUACACACUAUUAUACUUAAUCCCGGGUUAUAAUAUUUCAGUUAUGCGCCGUCAGAGAUAAUAAAGCCUGUUAAGUAUAAUCGAAGUAUGAGUUUGCAUCGUUGUCGUCGAUCAAAUGGCCAAACCCGACCCGAUAUUAUUGUUAUCAUGCUCAAACGAUUUAUUAAAAUAAACAUUGAGAAAGAUAAAAUAGAUCAAUAAAAUCGCAGGCUUAUGCUUAUAGACCACGUGUUUUUUAAAUAGAGUAUUGAAUAUUUGAAUAUAAUACCAUAUUCCAUAGUACCAUAUUCCAAGUUCCAACUCCAAAUGCUAUAGCAGAAAUUUGUCAGAUUUCUCAGGUUCUGAAAAAAUACCCCAUUUUCAACAUGAUAACGCUUUUGUUGCUAAUCGGCUAAUCGACUAAUUUCUUCGCUGUGCGACCGUAGGCACAUUAUGUACCUAAAAUUUGUUGUCGGGGUAUUAUCUAGUACUAAUUUUCGGUCUAUCUUACCUUUAUUUUUAUUUCAAAGUUCCCAUUCACGUAUAACCACUCGUUCAGUCGAUUUUUUCAUUCCAUUAUACUUUACCAAGUAUAUUCGAAUGAGUUAAUUUGCAGGUUAAUAAAAUCAACCAAUUAAAAAACCUUUUUUAACUACGAUAUAAAUCUAUCGCAUGUGCAUGUUUUUAAAUUAAAUUUUACUGGGUAAUUAUUUUUGUAAUAAACAUAAUAAAUUCAAUUUGUAUCACAUUUCUUAUCGAGGACUAUGGUGAGUAGUAUAUUUAUUUAUUUAUUUAUAAACGAAUAAUAUACAGAAUAAAUACAAUAAUAGUAUAUACAAUUGUGUUUAUAAUCUCAUUGAAAAAGUCAACCACAUGAGUCUAUGGCUCACGUCGUUGUUAUAAACCGAAAUGUUCAUAUUCAUCAUAGCAUUCUGCUAACGAUCAAAAAUAAUUUUGAUACGUUUGAAUACAUAAUGGUUAGUUGAAAAUAUGUACGUUUUGAGUGACUCCUAAACUUUAAUUCGUAACCUUUGGCCGGCAACGGCCAACAUUUUUUAGUUAGCCGUUGGCCAGUGAAGAGAGACUAUUCGUGAUCGCAAUAUACUUUGUGUACGUUGACUUUUUCUAUUAAUUUACUUUUUUUUCUCUUUAUACACCCUUAGGUAUAUACUAUAUAACUGAUAUUCCUUGUUUUCUAUUGUAUACACAUAUGCCGUCACCUCGACAAUCUCCUCUCCACCCGUUUAAAGAUUAAAAAACCUAUAUAUCCGUCAACUUGGUCGUAUUCCCCACUACUCGUCGUAUAUUAUACAUGAAUAUCACGUAGUAUAAUAGUAUGGUACCUAUAUAUUUUAACGUAAUGUAAAAACAUAUAUUUUUUUUUUAACAUUCCGUAACGCAAAAAUUUAAAUUGUAUUUUUAUACUCCCGCGGUUUUUUGUUAUAAAUUAUCGUUUACGUAAAUUCGAUAAAACCCCUUCCUCCAGUAUCUUAUUGUUUGAAUAUACACACAAAUAAUACUUAACCAAAAAUACAGCUAGAAUAAUAUAAUGCGCUACGAUUGCGGGUCGUUGGAAAAUCGUAUUAUCCGCGAGAGUCGAUAGCGAAUAUUUUUGUUUGCGAAAUGGACUUUCAAUUUCGUAUACACAGACGUGUUUUAUAUUAUUAUUGUUAUUAUUUGUUUUCACGAACGAUCCCAAAUAAGUGUAUAUACGAUCGUUUUAAAUCGGAAAAAAACGUAAUAUUGUACGGACGGGGAGGGGAGUUGGGGAAACGCAUGCGGUUGUCGUUCGAUUACGGAUAAUCGAAAUGUCGGUCGCGCAAGCAGUAAAAUUGUUUUCGAUUUCCAAAGGAAUUGCAUAAAAAAAAAAAAUAAUAAAUAAAUAUAUAAAUAAAAAUUGAAAAGAAGAAGGGGAAAAAACAAAAAUCCCAGGUGAGGAGGUGUGGGAAAAAAGGCGAACGUAAUUGCGGUGGCCGUGUUUUCCGCGUUGUUAUGUACCUACACAUAUAUAUUAUGUAGGUAUAUAAAUAUAUAUCAAAGGAUGUCGUAUCCGUCUACAUUAUCGGUCGAGGAAAAAUAUCGAAUUACUGGCAUGGCGGUCCGAAGUCAAUAAUGAAGAAGAAAAAUCACUGUGAACCGUAAAAUACGCCAGUGGGUGUAUAUAAUAAUACACACACACACACACACACACACACACAUGCCCUCGUCAGCCUUUCCGCAAGUGCAUUUUAUAUAUUUUAUCAGUGCCAUUUAUCACGUUAUUAUUCCAUGGGCUUUUAGCGGACGGAUAAAAUGCCGCCGUGCCUCUUCCUCGUCGUCGACUGCGCACAGUAUCGUGCGAAUCCGACAGAUUAAUUUACCUAAAAGGUUUUCCGUUUUACAAUUUUUCUUCGAAAUAGUACCUACGUAUAUAUAUUACAACACCGUAAUAUUAUCCACGACCGUUCGAUAUAACAACGACAACGAGACGAGACGGAAUCAAACUCGGCUGCUGCAACUCAUUGCCUUGACGUAAUAAUAUUACAAAAUAUAAAAUAUAAAUGAAAAGGUCUGGAAAAAAUAAGUGUUGCGCUUUUGACGACGGGAAACGAACCACGGAUUCUAUUUGCCGUAUCGGAAUUUAAUUAGGAGCGCAAACAUUUAAGAUAGGUCACUUCACAACUACGAGGGGAUUUACGGGAGAAUAAAGUGUUGAACGUGUAUAUUAUACGUCAUAUUAUUAACACAGUUACCUCUUCUACUCGUACUAUUUAAUACUAUUAAUCAUUGAUAAUACGAUGGGUAGGUAUACAAUAUGUAAUACGAAUCAUAAAAUAUAUGUUACCGAUGUGAAUUCUAUACGAGAUACAACCAUGUCUAUUCGCAUUAGGAACUUGCGAUGAUUUCGGGCUAUUCAUUAUUCUAUUUUUCUAUGACAGAGGAAAUAGUUGGGUGUCCAAAAGAUGACAAAAAAAUUCAACUAUAAUACAUGAUCUCGCCGACGGAAAUUAAAAACGCCAACGCUGAAAUGUAAAACAAAAACUAAAACUUGAUAAAUGUAUGGAAUUUUCAAUAUAGGUCGCUUUUUGAACAUCGAGAGUGCGUAGUAAUGGUUUCUAAAAAUAAUAAUGGUGAACGACUUCAGGAAAAUAUGCCUACCAUUUAAACGUAAUAUAUGGUUCCCAAACGAUUAUACAUACAUUUUUUUUUUUUUUUUUUGAAUGAUAAUUAUUUCGCGGACAAAUUCUAUUUAACACGAAAUUAGAAAAUUCGGUAGACCCCCCCACGUGAUGUAGGUCCCGGGAAUUUCGGUUAUUAUAUUCUAUACUACGCCGCGUCAGUGCGCGUUUUCGUACUUCAUUAUUAUUAUUAUUAUUAUUAUUAUUAUUAUUAUUAUUGUUAUUAUCAUCGACGAACGCUUUCGCCGGUGUUUCGUGAAGGGUGCAGCGAGUAGAUGUAUACGCAGUUCGGUCGCGUACAUAAAGUUUGUCUCGAACUGUUUAACCUCCCAACUGGGGUAUAAUAGUAUAAUACCUCCCGUCUCCUCUACCGAAUAUACAUAUAUACGAGUAUAUACCUAUAAGGUUGCUCGUCGAUAUAAUACCGGAACGCGCCCGCCUUAAAUUAUGUAAAGUUAAUUUGACUCUUUCGCGAAUUAUAAACGUCUUGUGCACCCGAAGGGCUUUAGAGAGAUCGCUUUUCUCGCAGACACGGUGUGCACAGCACAUUAGCAUAGUGUUUCCGAGACGGAAAGUCAUCGUAUCGAUUAAAAUAAGCGUUUUCAUUAUUUUCCGUGAAUUGUCAUGACCCAACGGCUGAUUACUAACAAACAAUAAAAAUAAAACCCAUUUUACACGUUUACGCGUCAGUGACAUAGUCACUAUCACAUAUCGUGCAAAUACAUUUACUAAAAAAAAAAAAGUUCUCUAAUUUAAAACCGAUCGAUUUGGAUAAAAAAGUUAAGAACGUGACAUAAAAUCUAUAACAACCUAUAAAUAAUAUGAACAAUAGUUAAUAAUACGACAAAAAUGAUAUGAAAUAAACAACUCAAAAAAAAAAAAAAAUGUAUAAUAAAAUGUACGUAUAAAAAAUUAAUUAUUAUUAUUAUACAAUUUUUAAUAACUUAAGACUUUUAUAUCCAAGCACCGUAAACAUAUUUAUUUGGUUAAAGUUUAUCUGGGUAGAUGUGUACAAAAGAUACGACGCUAUUAUAUUAUGUGAAUGAAAAAAAAAUACACGAUUUUAAACCAAAACAAAUGUCUUAUAUAUUAUUUAUUAUAUUGACUAGCUGAAUUUUCCGGCAUUUCCUUUCAAAAAUAGAAAUCAAUAAAAUUAGAUAACAAAAACCGAUUUUUUUUUUUUUUUUAAUUUCAUCUGUAUCACACCAAAGUAACCUAGAAAUCAACCAAAAAGUUGAGAGCCACAUUCUGGGAGGUAAAUAUGGGGUCAAAAAUUAAAAAUCAAAGUUCCUUUUAUUUUAAACUUUAUUAAGAUCGAAAUAAAAUUAUAGAUUUUAAUAGCGGAUAGACAGAUAUACAGACACUGUAUCAGUUUCGUGUUUGAUUAUUUUUAGAUUCCGAACGCAUAUAUUGGUUUUACUGUGACGCGUAAUUUAUUAAAAAUGGUUUUCUGUCUAUAACAAAUUUUCUGCCAAAAAUAUUGAAUCCAGACAAAAUACGACAAGAGAGCAUUCAAAUGAAUGGCAUUUCACAACAUGUUAAGUCGAACUUAUACACGUAUUUAAAUUAAAUAACUUAUCCUACCUUCUCAACUUUUUUCGUUUUUGCGCCGUGCCUAGAUUACACUCGAGGUCGUAUAAUUUUGGCGUUCUCGGAUGCAAUAAUUGAUCACUACUUUGCAAAAUAUAGAUAAUAAUGUUAUACGCGUUGUUCUGGCGUUAUAUGUGUUUACGGCGACGUGUAGCUUCUCGUGGGAUAACAUUUUCGAAGGAAAUAUUAUCACAAAGAAUUUUGGGUAUAUACGACCAACAGUCAGUCAACACCACCGGAGGGAAUCCUAUAACGACGACGCCGCCGUCACCGGUGCGGUUCGUUGGGUUCUCGAUUCGAUUAUUUGGCAGUACACCGCAAUUUCCCGUUUCUGCAGCGUGGCAUGAGAUUAAAUCCGCGGCGGCCGACGAUGCGACAAUAGGCGGGGAAACUAAAAAUAAAUACUCCAGACGAGUAAAGGAGUUUUUUUUAUUUUAUUUUUUGCACACCUCGUAAAAAGCGUCCUCUCGGAUGUCGAAAAACAAGAUGUAGAUUGCGGGUCGCGUGCCCGAAAUUGGACAGUUCGGAAUAACCACCCUCGUGAGCUGCUUUAACGGUGUAGAUGGUGGAUUUACUGAUAUCCCCCCCCCCCAAUCGUCAAAAAUUAGCAAAGUGGACAUUCACACUUGAAAGGUAGACUAAUUUUUUCCACAAUUUUUUUAACUAUGGUCAAGUUUUGUUUAAUUUUAAAAGUAUCGGCAGAUUUGCUUUUUGCAAAGAUCCAGCAAGAACCAUCGAGUAUCGGGAUAGAAUUUUUAAAUGUGUAUAAUACCAUAUUUUAUGCUAUACUCGAAUAUCGGCGUUUAUUAUUGUUGCUUUUUGGUCGCCUUACAUGGGGUGAAAAAAACGAAUUUAAUAUUUUAUAGAAAGUCAACUUUGAUAUUAUCGGGUGUAUUUAAUUUGAUUGGUUAAGUAAGAUUAGGUUUAUAAGUCCAAAGCCGGACUGUAACUAGUAAACAAUUUAUAGUCAAGUUGUAAUUAACUUUUGAUCAAUUUUAACUAAAAUAGUUUAGAAGGAAAGCCGUAUAAAUAAUCUAAGAAAAUAAUUUUAUUAUUUCUUAUGAUAAAUAAUUUUAACUUAACUUAGUUAUUUUAUUAAAAUUAUUUACAAAUUCGUUGUAAAAUAAUCGUUUUCCUAAAAAUGUAUAGCUUAUAAUUUAAUCGCUCAAAUUCCUUUCGUUUUUAAAACUAACUUGUCUCAGUGUUUUUUUGAUUUUUGUUAUUUUUUUCAUGAACUUAGACUCAAGUUUCAAAAAAAAUUAACGGUUUAUUUAACCCAGCUUUUACCGUGUCCGACAUCCUGUAAUGUAAAAUCAAAUAGAUGUACGAACGGCGCUGAAAUAUUUUCGUGCGCUUCAGCGUAUUUUCGCUAAACCAUACAAAAUUAUUUAUAUACGUAUAUCCGUGCGAAAUUUGUUAUUUUUUUUUUUUCCAAAUCGAUUUAUUUUUCGUCGAUAUCCUAUUAAACCCGCCUACACAUAACGCUGGACGAUACAACUACCACGUGUGUACACAACACACCACCGGAAAAACCUUUCCGUCGGCUGAUUAUUCGUGCGGUGGAAAUCGUCCGCGUACGUAUGGAGACUCGAGAAUCGUGGGCCCGUUACGCCUUACGAAUCCGAAAUGAGCGGGUGCGCGUUUCCGGAUGCAUACGAUGUAUACGAGCGAUAUUAUAUAGGGAGGAACGACGUGUAUCGAUCGACUUCCGAGUCGACACGUACCUUUGCUCGAAAAACACGUCCGUACGGGAAUCCGGUACAGAAACGGCCGAUUUUUCCGCUAAAUUAAAUGUCGGCCCCAACGGAUGACGCGUCUUGCCGUGCUAGCUCGUCGGAGCGCACGCUAGUUUUUGAUCAUCGUAAUCCAUAGAUGUUAUUGUUUUAUUUUAGAUUCUGAGAGAAGGAAUACGUGUAGGUUUUACAAUAAUGUUUAUUUUUUUUUUUUAUUUGUAAACAAAUUGUAUACAACUAUAUUGCCCAAAAUUUACUAUGAUAGUACUUUUUUUGAAAGGAAAUCUGACUGGGGUGGUCCUUAAAGAGGUGAUUUUUAAAUUUUCCCAAUAAACAAAAAAAAAAAAACGUAGGAAAAACGGGAAAAUAGAUACAAUAUUAAACAAAUAUUAUAAAAUAAAAUAUAUGAUACAUAUGCAAUUCUUUUACUAUAACAUAACGUAUAUAUUGUUGAAAAGCAACACGAUAAAUCGAAUUUUGUUCAGAAUCGUUUUUUUCAUAAUCAAUGGUUAUUCGUUGCGUACAAACAUCCAUUAAAUUCCCGUCUAUAUCUUACCUUUCCAACUUCCCAUCUACAAUAGUGACUGUACCCGUCCUCAUUAUCCUAGGACAGCUUUUCUUUUUACUAUAUAAUAAAAUUAUCGUAUAUUUAAAUUCCGGGACGUCGCGAACGACAAUCCGGAUCGAUUCGGAUUACGGUGACCAAUCCAGAUAAACGGAACGAUUCGAUUCCGUAGAUAAUUUAAAUUAAUCUUUACGAUUUAAAAACGACAUUGUUAUGCGACCAGCCGUUUAAUGGUGUAACGGUACGAAAAUCAUUUUGUAUUUCUAUCAAUAUUAUUGCGUUCAAUAUUCGGAACGAUGGUUGAAUCCAUCAAUUCAAAUAUCAAAUCGAUCGAAUAUACGGAUCCAUUGAAUAAAUGUUUUUAAUCACACUGUCUACCCGGCGUAAGUUCAGAGGUGGCGCAUUUCAGAUAUUAUAUCACACCUGUUUAUUAUAUUAUAGUCUUUCGGUCAAUAUAUUAAGCUGUGAAAACGACAAUUUUAUGGUCUUGUAUAAACAAAACCCGAGAACCUUAGACAUUUUGCUACCACUCCCCUCCGCCCUAUCACGAGUCCAAGAGGAAUUAUUAACUUUACCGAACACGGUUUGCCUGACCCUCCUCCGUCGAAAAGUUCUGCCGCCGCCAUUGCGGAACGUAUCGUGGAUGGAUGGGAGAAGGAAAAGGGAUCGAUUUUCUUACCGAAAUUCUCUCGUGUAUGAAGGGGGAAAGUGUAAACCAAAAACACUCUGUUAUACAGUUUGACCUGAAAGAAAAAAAUAACGUCGCACGAUUGCAAAUAUAAUAACAUACGUAUAGUACAAAGUGUGCGAGUUUCGUCCGGAAACACAAAGUUCAUAACGGUUGAGGUACAUAUGUUUUUGUACAAACUUUGCGGUUACUCGAGACUAUCGUCAUAGCCAUUAUGUGUACGGAUCAAAGUUUGUUACUUUAUCGUUUUACGACUUUUGUCUCGCCCGAUGACGGUUAUGUAGAGUAGAUGGAGGAGGUGGGAAACUGAAUCCAUCUCAACAAAUCAUACUAAAAUCAGUAUAAUGAUAAAACGCAACCAUGAGGUGAUAAUAGUGUCUUUACAAGAAAAAUAUACAUAAAUAAUAAAACGGUAAUAUAAAAAGUGUACUAAUAUGGACCUUUUAAACUUCCCAUAUCUAAACAGGCUGUCCAAUAUCAGCCUAAUUAUUAAUUACAGUACGAAGUGUACGACCUGGUUUCUUUGUUGUGCUAUAUUAAUCUUAAAAAAUUUCACCCCACGAUAUUUACUCCCCCCCCCUUCACUCUUGUAAAAUUGUAUUAAGUAAGCUAAUAUACCUCUACGGUAAAAUAUCCGGGUAUGAAAUUUCACUAGUGAAUAUUAACCCUCGGUAAAAGUUCACUAGAAAAACUCACUCAACCAGUGUGAGUGUAAAAUGUAACUGGAUAAAUUUAACCGAUAUAGGGGAAAAAUUUGACUAACCAUUUUAGCAACCCGUCUAAAAUAUUUUACUUAGUAAGUACAAUUUCACAAUUGGCUCCCCUAUAAUAAUAUUUUACCAAGCGGGGCGAGUAUUAUCACGGGGGUCAAUAAUCAGUGGCGUACCGAAAUGGUAUAAAAUGACAAAUUCAAAAAGUCUUCGCUCGGUAUUUUAUUGGGUUUUAUAGGAAAAAAGUAUAUACUGUUUGUAUAUUGUCACAGUGUAAAUACAAUGUUAAUAAUACCAAAAAUAACACGACGAAUAUUUUACGGAAUUCGCAAACAUAACAUUUAAAGUAGACUACAUCACUAAAGUGGAAUGAACCUAUACAUAUGUAUGUAGGAUGUAUAAUUUUUUUUCCCCCAGAGGUAAAAUAGUUGUUACAAGAAGCAUGUAUGCUCAUAUAAACUGCGUUAAAAAUCUGAAAGAUGUAGAUUAAAUUGUUUAGGUACUCCAGUCACUCUGACUUUUUUUUUUUACAUAUUGUAUAUUAUUAUACCGUUUACUUGUAUUUUUUUUCUAACGAGUUUUUAAGAUUUUUAAUAUUUUUAAUGGAAAACUAAUGUUAAUAAUUUAAUCAAAGUAAAUAACUGAUGAAACUUGCUUUAUUUUGUACAUGAUUUAAAUUAUUUUUAAGAUCUAAAAUAAAUUGAAAUAAAAUCAAUUACGUAUAUGUUUAUUCGUAUAAAUCAUUUGCAAAUUUGAAAAAUUAAUUUAUUCAGUUUACCGAUUUGCCGAUUUAUUAUAAAAAAAACUAUAAAUUAAAUUUAACAAAAUAAUUAUUCAACUGGCGAAAUCUAGAUUUCACAUAACGAUUGUGUGAUUAAUGCAAUUUAACAAUCGAUUUAUUAGUCCAUAUCCAUAUAAAUUAAACAGAUUAUCUAUUAUUUCUAAUUAAUUUAUAGACUAGAAUUUCCAAACAUUCAUCUGGACAGUUCAAUAUUAUGCCGUUACCGUUUAUCUCUGAUAACUAUUUUUCCGAUUAUGAUAAGAUAAAAGGUGAAAAUAAAUCCAAUAUCCAGGAUAAAUAUAACAACGCCGGCCGUAAGUCGGAACGGGAAUAAUAUUCAAUCGCGGCGGCGAUCACGUGCGGGGGUCGUAACAGGCGGUGUAAGGGACGGGUGAAAAUGGCGCAAUGCCGAUGGGAAAUUGAGCCCCGUCGAGUCGUAUACGUAAUGCGGUACGAGUACGUGCCUAUACAAUACUGAUACGUAAUGGCGGGGAAGAACAUCGUCGGCGUUCGUCCGUUCGGCGGGAGUUUACUUUUUGGAUACGGUCCCCGGGCCGCACGGGAGCUGCCGCGUUCGACGUUUUUAUAGUCCGCGCCACUGCUUACUCGCGAAAAUGAUUUACGAGUGCCGGCCGGGAUGUACGGUCCAUAGAGCAGUUACGCGCUCCCGCCCUACACCGCCCCAUCACCGUUCAAUAAAUACACGCCCGAUGAUCGAUAAUUUAUCCUUUGAAACAAAGGUUCCCAAAGCGGUCCGACUCCAAACUGCGAGGGAUCCGUGUUAGAGAUUAAAAAACAAAAAAAAUUGAAGGGUAUACGUGACGCGCUGUACGCAUAGAGAUCGAGGAGAGUAAUUAAACUACACGUAGAUAUUUUACGGAUAUUGUUUGAAAAUUGGAUAAUGUCAAAUUUUCGUUGAGUAAAUCCGAUUUUGUCUCGUUCAUUUUAAUAUUACAGUAAAUCAGCCAAUUGACAAUCUUAAAGGCAAAAACAUUGGCUGUGUUUGUACCUUUGGUAUUUGUCUAGAUGUUUCAAUUUUUUAGGUAGAAAUGAUGAUUUUUAAAUUGUAAUAUUUCAAAUAAAAAAAAAUCUUCUUACAUAUAAUGUAAUGUCAAUGAUUUGAGCCAGAAAUUGGAUUUAUUGAACGAAAUGUUGACAUUUUUAUUUUAAAACUGCUCAAUCCGCAGUAAAUCUUGACCGAGUAGGUGGCUCUGUGUCAACUUGUUUGAAGUUCAUAUAAAAUAUAAGGAGGGAAAUAUUUGGCACGUGGUCUACUACGAGACAAACAAUUUUGGAAAUCUUUUUUUCAAAAUGUUUUCCAUAUACAAUGAGUUAUAACUACGAUUUUCGCGUUUUUCCAGUGGAUAAAUAGCUAUAUUUUUUCGCUCGACUGUCGGUAUUGGGGAUUCAUUGUUGCAAUUAUUGAACAUCGUUUUCGAGUUUUUAAUUUUAAAUACAUUCAAAAUUAUUUUUAUUUGUUAAGAGGAUAUGUUUCCGUAUGAAAUUCGUAUGUAAAAAGUGUUUUGGGUGAGAAAAAACUACUCGGACUAUAGAUACACAAACUAAUAAAUCGAUUUUUUCCCGUGAAAUAAAAAUAGAACUUGCAUCGUACACUGUACACAUAAACCAAAAGAAAGAAGAAACUGCAGGAAUUGUAUUUGACGGAUUAUGGUUCUUUGGAUUAUCUUUACUAUGAUAAAUAUUGGGAUUCAAUCAUAUCCUCUGAUCGUAAUAAAAAUUUGAUUGUAUUUUUGAGAAAUAUUUUGCCUUGAUAAACAGAAUUGUUAUUAAACAAAUUAUUCAAACGUAUCCUGUACACACCUAAAAAACAUAAAUAAUCAUAACAUGUUUUUUAAAAUUUAAAUCUAAUCAUAGGAAAACAAACCCUAUUGUUUGUCUCAGGCUUUUUGAUCUAAUACGUCAUAUUUUCCGUUAAAAUGGUUAUACCCUUAAAUGGGUACUAGGUAGUUAAAAAAAUCGUUUCAUUGAGAAAGUUAUUAAAAUGAAGAAAAGAAAUUUUAAAUUUUCCAAUAUUGCAAGAGAAUAUUUGGAAUCCCUUUGCAAUUGUUAGCAAAUUAUUAUAUACUGUUUUUUGGAGAUUUCAAUUUAAAAUGUUCAAAAUUAUCUGUAUCCAUUAAGUAGGUAAUUAUUGAUUCGGCACCUCGUACACGGUUUUUAUACGUACAUUUUUCUACGCAUCCAAUGUAGAAAGCCGUUGCAAUUAACGAACGCGAAAAGCGAAACGAUCAGAAUAAACGCCGCGAAACACGUAGAGCGCAAUCGUUAUUGUCAGUUGUAUGUAAAUUGUUUUUUUUUUAUUUUGGUCACUACUCUUAUAUAUUAUACUCCUGCAAUUUCAUCAUCGAGAGAGCGCCACGAAACCGACAUCACUGUGUAUGCGGUAAUCAUGUAGUGCUUAUGUGGUUCAAAUUGACUCUAGUAGGGAGUCCUUAUAAUUAAUGUGACUCCCUAAUGGGGUCAGAUUGAAACGCUGCAGCCCAUCGUCGUUGUCAAGAACCACUGCUGCUGUCAUCAUCGCGGAGGAUUUGUGCGGGGUUUUUUUUUUAUUACAAACAUCUUGCACGAUUUUGUUUUUAUAAAUAUUGUUAGUAUUUUAUGAUAAGGUAUUUAUAAGGACAUGUGUGACUAAAUAAACAGACAUAUCAGCAAAAUUAUUUGUUUUUUCCUAUCAUUGAGGAAGUGCCUCAGCUUUGGAAGGAUCACGGUACAAUAACUAACUGUUCGAUCCAUCUUAGUCCGUGGUUCCGUGCACAAUAACCGAUUAAAAACCGAUUUUACUUUUAAUAAUUUAUAUCCCCGUGGUUUUAUCGUGUAUUCUAAGUCUAGGACGUAUAUCAUGUGUGCAGAAUGAUUUUGCUGACAUGUUUGUUUAGUCACAAUUAUAUGGGUGAAUCGAGUCCCGAAAACGCAAAUCAGCGAACUUUGGUCUGCAUUAAUAAUCAUGUAGGUCAUAUUUAACAACCGCUAAACUUUUCCCCAUAGGUAUAAGUAAAAUCCGAACAUUCGAAUCUGAAUCGUUUCAAAAAACUGUUUGAUUACUUAUCAUUGACCAAAAUGAAUGGUUUCACAAACGGCGAACAAUUUCGUUUUAAAUAUUUGAAAAAGUCACAAAAUAUAUACUAUACCAACAUGUUUUAUAAAAAAAAUAAAUAAUGUUUAACUUUAUAAAACAAAAACAAACGGUACCCGCACUAAAAAAACCAAAAAACAAAACAUGCUUUACUCGUAAAUAUCCCGAAGAAUAAAAAUGCCUGAAAAGGAUAAAAUAUUGUAUAAUAUUACAUUACUACGCGUCUUCCUAUUAUAACAAUUAUAUUAUUGUUUGAAAAAUAUUUAUAUAUUUGUCUUUAAAAAAAAAAUCCCGAAUUUUAUACGGUUUUCGUGAAAUUAUUAUUCGCAAAAAACCGGUCGUGAUUUGAAUAGCAUAUAUUUUUUUAUUCGAUAUUCCCGGUUUUUCUAUCGGAUAACGCGUAUAACAAAUAAAAAAUAGCUGAUACAGUUUAAAGCGGAAUGUUAGAGAAGUGCAUUGAACUAUUCAAUGUAUAUGCAAUCAUUUAUGAAGAAAUACGAUUCGAAUUUCGAAAAUGUUUUUAAAUACCGUAUUUUUUACGAUUUUCGUCAAAAUUUGAACUUGAACAGCAAUUUAAUUUGACUCGAUUCGCCCAUUAACCUAUUACUGUAAUAUAAAAACAAUUAUUGUACCCGGUACUAAUAUAUGACGUACCGUCUAAUAAUAAUUCGUCGCACCGUAUGUCAUACCGCAUGUGGUUACCGGUUACCCUUGGUUGCCGUCACUGUUCGAUGACAUUAUCAAUAUAGUACUUAGGCGGCAUAACGUACGUUAAUGCGCGCAAACGUCACGAGGGGAGGGGGGAAGGGUCGGCGUAAAACGCUAACCGAAUAAUUUCCCGGGUUAUUAUCAAUAAUUGUACGACGAAACGAAAUCAAAGUGUCGGUCGGCCUGUGAAUAAUUGAACGAUUAAAAUUGCCGCGCCGGGUCGCCUGUCAAAUUAGUCGGCGCGUUUUUGAUCGCCGCUCACGAAUAUUUAACGCGAGCGCGCUCUGCGCUGCUGUCUACACGGAAUACCCAUAAUAUAAUAUGCAUGUAUUAUUUACAUCAGUGACUGUUUUAUUCGCGAUCCGUUUCAAUUAAAUAACAAUAUCAAUAAUAACAUUAGAGGUCGAACCAUACGACGUGUGACUCUCCGCGGAAAUAUCAUUACCGCGACCGCUAAAUCCGUCGUAAACGUUUCGACUGCGGUCGCGGUUGGUCACGCACGAGACAAGCGCAAUAUUCCGGGAAAAUAAUCUCGUACCUUACCGACGAUGUUCACCGUCGAAAAAACCAAAACGGCUUCCGGCUCCGUCACAGGGACGAGGGAAUUUUCCGCCAGCCGACAUUUGGCGGAUCAGAGUUUAGGUAGGUUAUCUCCAGAUUCGGAAUCAGGUGUACGCAACAUGCAUUGAUGAUUUAGCCUCCGAUCAUCUUUGUUUGUAACCCGUUAUUUGACGGCAACGCGAUAGGCGUCCGGGGCAGUGAGAUUUAAACGAUUUUAGGCGGUGUUUCCGACAAGAAAUCCGAAACAUUAAGGUUGGGGAAAGUAAGGAAGACGUUCAAGUACGGUUGGACUCCGCAUGCGGACGGACGAAGGGACAAUUUCGGUUUUAGCUUCAAGGUGUAAUAUUUUCGAAUACACGGUGUUCGCGAAUAAGACAAUGAACCCUCGCUCCUCCGUUCCCAUUAAAACGUUAAAAACGGCAAUUCGAUUGAUUAUCGCAUAGUACGUGCUCUGUGAAAAACGAUUUGAAAAGGCGCGAAAAAUACCAGAAACCAAAAAUUUACUGGUUUAAACUUUUUGAAUUUACAGUGAUAAACGGCUAAAAAUUCGUGACGUUUGUGUGCAAACAAUACGUAUAAUUACGUCAAAAUAUUAUUAUAAUAAAAGUUUGUAUAUUUUUUUUUUUCACAUAAACCCGCUCGAUUCCUGUCGAAUUUGGAACGGACGAAAGUCUUAUAAACACAAAAAUGUGUAAUUUGUAUAUAAUAAACUAUUAUGUUUAUUUUUUUUUUUCUACGAUUUUUAUGUAUUGUUAUGUGUUGUAAAAUAUUAUGUAUGAUUUUUCUGUAGCUUUUUUAUACUGACGACGCGAACUCGGUUUAUGUGUUUCGCGGUGAAUUACACGAUAUACGUACGGCUUCGGAAAUUACGAUACGAUUAUAAAUGACCAUCGAUUAUAUAUUUAGAUGUAUAUAAUCGAAUUAUGAACAUCCGAUACAUGUAUAUAGGUACACGAUAAUGCUAUUAUAAUAAUGCAAGGGGUAUUUCGGCGUAUUAUAUUUGCGCCGAGACGACGAUGCGUUUAUGUUAUAAUAUUAUUAUGUUUGGCGUAACGACAAAUCGGACCGCCAGAGAGCAGUGGCGUGUUAAACUGCGUUUGCUCGUUAAAAGAAAUCGAGAUUUUUAUAAACUGACCGGGGGGGGGGAGGUCCUUUCUCAUAUACAGGUCUUUCCCUACUCCUGUUACCUGUUUUAACGUUGUGAUUUAUCAGGAGUUUUCUUAUCGGUAAUUAUUCUUGUUCGGGUUUAGAACCGGUCUAAUUAUUUUCCUUGUACAAAAAUAGAACUAGUUACACCAUUAAACAAAUAUAUCAGAUGUCUUAUACCCACUAAUCUAAAACUAGACUGAGUCGCGAUAUCUGAGACCUGCACUGUUAGCAUGCGCCACUGCGCCAGAGUUCGUAUUUUUUUAUUAUUAUAAUAUUGUACCUACGUACGCGCGUAUACUUCAAAAAUGUUAUUUUUUUAAUCCAUCAAUUUGUUGUGACUGUUGCCGAUUGUGCUAUUGCUGAUUACUGAUGAAAUGUUACAUUAACUCCAAUUUAGUGUUAUACCAUUAUCAUUGACUAUCGGCAUAUGAUAUCAAACAUAAUAAUAUUUUAUUUGCAGUACCGGAAUAGCGCUGGGUAAUCCUAGGCACUCGCCCUCGACGUUAUGGUCAUAGGAAAAUGCAAAUUGUUGUCUAAAACAGAAAAAAAAAUGUCUUGCGUGCCAGUGAUUAUGAACUAUAGUGGUAUAUUUUACUUUCUCAGAAAAAUAUUAGAGGGUUCAAUAAUUACUAGUGGAAUUUUACCAUCAAAUUUUUCCAGUGAAGUUUCACUUCCCCCGUUCAAAUUUCUUUAUUGAAUAUUUACCUCCGGGCGAGUAGAAUCGCACACCCUGAUAGUUAACGAAGGGAUUCAAUUUUCGACGUUAAACUGGCACUGAUAAUAUUUUCCCAGAUAGUUGCUGGAAAAUAUUAUUAUUUUCUUCAUACAAAAUAAAUGUGCAAUUUUUAACGCUAUCGUUAUAACGAUGUUUUCUUCAUAACACCACAAUACUAGUAGAACCUUUUGAUUGCAUUGCGUAAUUGUGCAAACAUAUUCAAUAAUAAUUUUUACAUUAUGUUAGGGCGUCUAUAUAUUAUAAAACACAAUGCGUAAAGAUUAUAGUCGUACUCGUAUGUCGGGUAUGCGUAUCGAUUGCAGCAAAACAACGACAACGUUAAUUCCCGACAAACUCUAUAUUAUAAUACGCUAGAUACAUCGUUCGUAACAAUGACGACGAGCAAAAAAAAAUAAAAAAAUUCUAUAAAAAAAAAAAACUAGGAACGUGUCUGUUCGGGCGUGUUAAUCGUACGUAAUACGUACACGAUUGUGCUGUACGUAAUAAUAGACCGAAAACGUUUUUGCCCCGUAAACCGCCUCGACAUACGGUCGAUUCGCCGCCGGUCAAGUUUCAAAGUUCUAGGUCGACGCGAGAGGUGCAAAUAUCAGGGGAGGGGGGGAGAGGGGGCGGGGCAAAAGUCACGGACGGCAAGUCAAUCGUGAAACUGGAACACAUCGAGAACAGACGUUCGCUCUCCAACCUACUCCCCCCAACCGCCCCACCCCCGCGGUGCGUAAUAUACGCCCAGAGACUCGUGUAUAUAUUUAGCAGUGUUGAUUUAUCGUCUCGAUAACAUCGGAUAGGAGGAGUAGGUAUAUAUAAAUAUACACACGUCAAAUUUUUGUUAACCACUGGGCGCCAUCAUUCACAGCGCAGAAAACUCCGGUCGGAUAAUAUUGAUGCGCUUUUCCGACCGUAUAUCUAUAUGUAUAUAUUCAAUACCGUACGCGUAAACUACACGAUUUCCGACCCUCGGCCGUAAAAAUAUAUAUAAACAGUCUCUCUCUCUCUCUCUCUCUCUAUCAACCCGCACGCGGUGUAAUCGCGAUUCCGGGGUGGGUACGUCGAAUAAUAAUAAUCGUUGGAAAAAACACACGCACACAUAGGCGCGUGCGCGUGUCUAAGUGUGUAACGAACGAAAAAAAAAUUUAAAUAAUUUUCCCAUAUUUUAUCGGGAACGCGCGUAAAAAUAUUAAUCGGCAGUUGUAUAUUAUAUGCAAAUAUUAUAAUUUAAUAAUAUAUCACAUAGGUGGAUUAAUGUAUCUAGGUGUUGUAGGCACGCUUCAUAAACGGCUCCGAUAUAACGAAACGCGACGUUUUCAUUAAACGUUUAAUUCAAUUCGGGUUUACGUGCGUAAUAUAUGAUAAUAUAUUAUUAUGUUACGCGGCAGUGUUGACACAUUAUGUUCCUACGUAACGCGGUAGGGCGAUAUGAUACCUUCGUCUAGUAAACGUUAUCGGAAUAUUAUUAUCACGUCGUCGUCCGCGUCUUCCCGACCAAAGAUUUUCGCAAAAAGUACAAAUUUCAUAAACGGGGUGGGAGGGGGUCGAAGACUCGGGAAAAAAAGUUUUCAGCUUUUCGGGUUUGCCGGCAAGGGGAACGAGUCGUGUUAUAAUAUCGGAAAUGGUCGUUCGAAUUCAUACGAAUGCAGUUUUCAAACCGUGCACAAUGAUAACUCAAGUAUAUCGAUAAGAAGGGAGGUGCUGGAAAUAUGACCUCAUACAAACUACUUACAAUAUAUUGCCCAGAUAAUUUGGAGAAAUCGUUGGUUGGAUGGCUGGGAACUUAGUCAUUGUCAUAUUGAUAUAGUUAGUAAUAGAAAACGAUAAUAUUAUGUUUAAAAUAACAAAUUAGAAUAUAAAUGGUAACUAAUAUGUGUUUUAACACAGAACAGUAUGAUUAAAUAUAAGAGUAGUUUAACGGCAUUUAUUUUCAUUUUUGUAUUUGGUAAUUUCCCAAUGCAUUCGAUAAUUAAUAUUUUGGAUUCCAAUCUGGAAGCCCAAUUGAAAUUUGUUUAAUUUUUUUUUUUUUUGGAAGAAAAUCGGGUCAAGGCAUUUUUUAAAAAAGCUUUUAAGUCUAUUAGAUACCUAAUGGAGUAAAAUUUUGCUUACUGCGUGUCCACAAGAAAAUAAAAUGUAAACUAUUGAAUAAGUAAAUUUGUAACAAAAUAAUAUAUUUUAUGUACAAAACACUCUCGUUGGUUGAGAGAAAAUAACUGAGGAAAGUCUAAUAGUUUAUCAUCGUGAGAUUUUGUCUGUCUGCUCGUGGAGCUUAUUUUUAAGAAGGUGUGGAAUUAGAGCCCUAAACUUCCGAACUAUAUACGCCAACAGUGGUUACAACGAUAAGUUAAAUGGAUUAAAAAUGCUGCACAAAAUGUUUUCGGUGUUCUAACAGUAUAAUAUACUCUAGCUCUAAUAUAACUGUUAAACCAAACAUCAUUUGACCAAAUUAACGAUGACCAUAUUUAAUAUGUGUUUGUGCAGAGUAAUUUGUUUUUUUGAAUUUCUUUUCAUUAUACAAUUUUAAAUCAAAAACAGGAAAGCAAUUUUCAAUAACACUGAUAACACUAUCUAUAAAAAAAUACGAAAGUUAUAAGAUUCGCUAGGCAAUGAUAUCGUUUCACGAUUGUAUUAAGAAUGUUAAUAUUUCAGGUGUUAUAUUUAUGUAAUUGAUUUUUGGACAUGCACGCAAUUUUUGGUAAAUACGUAGUCCCCGUCGAAGUUUUUCCUAUUUCCUGCGGUAAUAAACUUACAUUUAAAUUUCGGGACUUUGAAGAUCCUUCGAAAAGCCGUUAUCCCGACCGCACUACCCGUGUUUAAACCCCUGCAUUUUCGUGAGAACCCGACGGCGAUGACGCAUGGUCAGACGAGAGAAAUAAAAUAUUAUUAUUUUAUGCAUUACAGUAUUACAGUAUAAUAUUAAAUUUAAACGGGCGAAUAUUGUAAGGAAACAAAAGGGAAAAAUUAUUUCGAGACGGGCGAAUUGACAAGGAUUUAAUCUUUGACGACGAUACGGUAGAGAUGGACUUGUAUAGGGGGGGGGGGUUGAAUAAUGAAUGGAAAAAUUAUGUAAAAAUAACGCGUCGGACCGAAAACGCGAUGAGAAAGGAACCGAAGAAAGCACGUGUCUCGUCUCGUCUGCGGACUGUUUUUCUUUUUCUUUUUUUUUUUGGCGUGCCGAGUAUUAUUAAAUAGUCGAACCGGCCGCCCAGCCGGAGGUCUGUUUUUUCUCUUCUUCUUUUUUUAAUGAUUAACAAACGAACGCGGAUGAUGAUGUCCGUAUAAUUAGUUUUCCCAUUAAGAACUAUUUGGAUGGUGCAAAAAAAAAAAAUAUAUAUAUAUAUAUAAAAAACACCCUGCAGUCUGUGCGCCACCGCCGCCGCCCUUCCCCUCCACGCCACUGUUGACGACCGUCUUAUUCCAACGGCUGUACACAAUAUAAUUAAUUAUUGAUCGAACAUCAAAAAACGUUUUCGGUAACGAUGGUAUAGCUAAUUUUUUCGUUUUUCUCGCGCACAACAAUAUAAUAAUAAUUUAUCUUAUUAUCAUAAUAAUAAUUGUCGUCUUUUCGUUUUUUUUUCUGUUAUUCGGUCGCGCAGUACAACAUUAAGAAGAAGGAAGAACUACCGGAACCGGUACCAGAGGAACCAGCCAAUCCGUUGAUGCGCAAAAAGAAAACGCCCGAGGAACUGGCCAAAGAGGCUGAAAUGGAAGAAGAGGAUGAAUUCACGAGUGAGUAUAUAUAUCCGAUUUAUUUUUAAUUUUAACAUCUUUUUUUGGUCUUUAAAUAUUUAUUCUACCAGAAAUCUUGCUUCGAACAUCAAGUGUAAUAUUUUUUAUGAAUAAUUCGGGAAAAUUGUUGGACAAAUAGAAAAAAUUAUGGCGAUAUUGGUUUCUGUUAUUUUCAAUUCAAAUGUUUUGUUUUAAUUUGGUUAGACAAAACCAUAGAAACCAGAAGUGUACAUAAAAUACUUACAUCACCUUUUUCUUGAAGUGGUCAAAUUUUUAAAAUAUUCUGUCUAUUUUUGAGAUAUUUAUAACCAUUUAUAAUUGUUUUUUUUUUUUUUUAUUUUGAUUUUAUGUGAACACAAUUGUUAUAGAAAUACUCUAGAAAAAUUAUGAAGAUAGAUAACAAAAAAAAAAGUUGAGCAUUCGUGUGCACAUUUUAUGGGAACCGUAUAAUUCAUAGCAUAUCAAAACAUAUGUUUAAACGAACUUCGCUCUUGAAUCAACGACAAAAAGUCGCAUUAUAAUUAUAUAAUAUUAUAGACUUUUUUGUGUUUAUUAUACAGAAAAGAACAGGAUCCAAACAAUGUGUUUAAAGUUGGGUGAAUGGUCUUUUUGGAGCGCAAACAAUAUUUGUGUCCAAGAAAAUCGGUUUUUGGGUAAAAAAAAAUGGAACGUGUAA
Cinara cedri is the source of this 50418-nucleotide messenger RNA. The record is from the annotation of a GenBank genome assembly. Lineage: Eukaryota; Metazoa; Arthropoda; Insecta; Hemiptera; Aphididae.